CUGUAACCAGGGUGCAUGUCCAGGUCUCUGUUACACUGCUGCCUGGAUAUGAGUCCCAUGGUAUUUGCCUGUAAUUCUAUAAUCUGAAUACCUCUUCUCUUGCGAUAGAUCUUUGAAGUUGGCAUUUGAAGAAUGGAGGUGAAGUUUGGCUUGUCCCAUUACUACAGACAAAGAGAAGGGGCUUCGGGGCUGUCUCGCACUCUGCAAUCAUCCGAGGUAUGGACUCCCCAACAAUUACCACAGCGUGUAACAGUGUCUCCAAAUCGGUAAGAAAAGGGAAUGAAAUUAUUUAUUUAUAAAAUAUUUUACCAGGAUGGAUACAUUGAGAUUUCUCUCGUUUUCAAGUAUGUCCUGGGUUCAAAUAUUGCAUUGUUACAAUAGGGUACAAUAAAAUACAAAAACAAUAUUAAUACACAAUAAAUACAAAAUUUAACAUAGAACAGGUAAGAAACAUAUAAUCAACCAUGACAGGUGCAUUCUGUUUUGAGAUAUGUAGAGGGUUGUCAUGUUGUGGAUAUCUUUCUAUUCUGCAUAAAAGACUCCUGUAAAACUGCAAGUCAGGUGUACUUUUCUAUAUAUUUAUAUAAAUGUUAUAAAGCAAUAGUACCCAGUCAGAGCCUGGUGUAUAUACCAAACACUCUUACUUACAUUCAUGCAUCCCUAACACUGCAUGCUUGUAACCACUGCUUACAUAAGCUCCACAACAAUUAGCUUAAUUAACCCUUUUUGGUGCAGUCUUACUGUUGCAUUCUCUGAAUGUUUGUAUGUGUAAUUCAAUGUUUACUGUGUAAUUGUCCAUUCUCUGCCUUUUAUGAGUUGUCACUUUGUUUAUGUAGCCCCAGCCACAUUUCUCCUGGCUGUGACACACACAGCCUAACUACACACUUCGUGAAGUCUACAUUUUUUUAGCUUCCCUUCUGAGUUUGUUAAAUUUAGAGUUUCUUAUCUAAUGCUCUAUUAUUUGCCUGCUAGAGCCUGCAGUAGUCUCCUGUGUGUGAUUAAAGUUUAAUGAAACCUUUUAAAUGCAGUGCAGGCUGUGGCAGCACGGGUUUUGUCCCUGAGGGACCUGCAAUCCCUUUUUGGCCUCCUCAACUUUUCCUGCAGGGUUAUCCCCAUGGGUCGGGUUUUCAAUAGGCGGCUGGAGAUGGGCCUUCAUGGCAGUCCUAAGGGCAAAGCUAAGAUCUCAUUGUCUAAGGCCAUGUUGGAGGAUCUUCGUGUCAGGGGGUGUUUUUUGCAGGACUUCAACGGAGUACGUUUUUAGCAGUCGAGUCCUUCUUCCAACCAAUCUCUCCAUUUGUUUACGGACGCUUCAGGUUCUUGUGGUUAAGGGUGCUUAUUUUCAGGGGGUCUUGGAGUGCUGUCCCCUGACCGCCUUCGUGGCAUGCUGGGAGCUUUACGAGAAACCUAACUCUGCUAGAACUUUUCCCCAUACUGGUGGCAGUGGAGUUGCGGUGCUCGCAGUUCUGUGACCAGUCUGUUGUUUUUUGGACUGACAACCAGUCGGUGGUUUACGCCAUUAUUCGGUUGUCGGCCUCUUCUCUCCUGGUGGUUAGGUUGCUCCUUUUGCUAGUUCUCUGUUGCCUUCAAAAGAACAUUCGCUUUGCAGCAUGGCAUGUUCCAGGGGUCAAUAAUACGCUGGCGGAUGCUUUGUCAUGUCUUUAGUGGGAUCUUUUUAGAUCCUUUGCUUCAUCGGCGGUAGUACAGGACACUUAUUGUCCUCCUCUUCUCUAGCAGAUGAUGGACAAUGGAAGCUCCUUUUCCACUUGGUGAGGGCUUCACUGGCCCCUAAAACUUAGAGGUUGUAAAUCCGCUGCUGGGGCGAAUGGGUCAGUUUCUCUAUGAGUAUUGGGGUUCAUGAUGUGGUGGCUUCCCAGGGGGUGGUUUUCCGUUGGCUGUCUACAUUAGGUUCCCGUGGCCUUUCCAGAGCUAUGGUGAGGACAAGGCUCAGGGCCCUUUCCUUCUUUUUGAGACUUGCAGGUAAGCCAGAUCCAUCCAGGUUUUUCAUGGUUAGGCAGGUUCUCAAAGGUUGGAGUAGGUCAGAAUUUCGUACGCCGGACACUCGGGAACCCAUAACCCCUGCUCGUCUAAGAUCGCUCCUGCUUGCUUUACCGUUAGUUUGUUCUUCUGCGUUUAAGGUCUCUCUUUUUCGGGCAGCGUUUGCCCUGGCUUUUCAUGAUGUGCUGUUAGCUCCGUCAUCCAAGGCGGGCCACGAGAUCCAAGCUGCGCAUGUCUCCCUUUCCCAUCAGGCAGUUUUGCUUUUCAUUCGCCGUUCUAAGUCCAACCAAGAAGGAUGAGGUACAUGUGUCAAUGCCUGCCUCGCAAGAUAGUGCUCUUUGCCCAGUGCAAUUGGUUAGUUCCUUCGCUCGCGUGCAUCCCCUGACCUGUGCCCAGUUUCUAGUCCACGCGGACGGUUCAGCAUUGUCGCAUUUUUAAUUUGCUAGCAUUUUGAGCUAAUCAGUGCGCCAGGUUGAGUUGUCCGCCUGCCAUAUUACUUCCCAUUCUUUCAGGAUUGGCACAGCAACUUGUGCAGCUGCGCUGGGCCACCUCCCUGACGUGCUUCAUCAUUUAGGGCUGUGGAGGUCGCAGAGAUACAAGUUAUAUGUUAGGCCACUAUCUGCUGCGUAAGUUGAAGUGUUGUUUGUUUUGUGUCCAUUUAUUCACUCUGCUUUCCUAUUAGGAGCUGCUCCCCCUACACGUGUUUGGCUAGUGGGUCACUCCUUCAUCCACUGGGCUUCAUUGCACGCACUCUCCUCAUUGCUGGGCCAGGCUCUGGGGUUCCCACUCUCUCGGGUGUGUGUCCUUUGCUGGCCUCGAUGGGGGAGUCCGCACAUCCUGGUUCUCCAUCUUGGGAGAAAUUAUUUGGUGUCUGUUCCAGUGCUAGACCUGGCUCGGGUUGUCCACUUGGAUCUCCGCUGGCCUUCUACUUGCUUACUUAGCAUGAGCAUCGUGUGGUCCAAUGUGUUGCCCAGGAUUCAAUGGAACAGGUUUUCUUCUCCGGCCGCCGCUUACAGGGCUCGGAAGAAACUUAAAAGGCUGGUAGGUCAGGCUGUUGCUGAGCUGCACGGGUUCAUUAGGCAUCCAGGCAUUUCUGCCAACCGAGUGCAGCUUUUUAGGCCUGAUAGGGCCCACCUCAGUGCUGCUGGUCUGGACCUUUUUCUGGCUGACUUGCAUGAGGUUAUGGUGACCAGGUCUAACCCAUGCUUAUAAAAAAAAUAAAAAAAUAAAAGGUAUUAUAAGGGCUGUUGGUUGGCGGCAAGAGAUUGUAUCUCUUGUGGCGUGAGGGUGCGGCUUUAGGGCGUGGUGCAGAGAGAGAGGUCGGCAGUGAUGGCAGCAAAGGGGCCGGGCUUAACCCCCCAUGGGCAGUGGCCCGGCUGGGGUGCCUGCCUGCAGUAGGCCUUCAAGAUGGCCGUGCUGAAGAUUCUCCCUUGCUGUCCUUAUGCCUCUGCUUGGGCCGGCCUUAACCCCCCUUGGGCAGUGGCCCGGCUGGGGCGCCUGCCUGCAGUAUGCCUUCAAGGUGGCCAUGCCGAAGAUUCUCCCUUGCUGUCCUUAUGCCUCUGCUUGGGCCGAUGCUACGGGUGCUCCGCUGCAGGAUUAGGUUGGGCCGCAUCCUCAUGUGGGCUGAGGAGUCUAGCCCUCAGCGCCUCCACCCUAUUUAAAGUUUUGCCGCCAUGAUGCCAGUGACAUAUUCAAUAAAUGCAGCCAGCGAAGGCUUUACCUCCCAACAUGGUGUCUGUGUUGUUUAUUUCAAGGGGAAUGUUGGGUUGGGGAGGGUGUUAUAAGGUUAGUUAUUUGGCUAAAACGAAGGGACAUAGGAGAUUACCCAUUAUGUAGUAGGCAGCAGAGCUGGUGCAUUUGAAAAGCACCUACCUGCUCCAGUCCCUGGCUGGGCUACAAAAUGUAAGUAAAAUGAUCCCCUCCGGUGAUAUCAUUAACUAUCACAUUGGCAAGAUCUACUAAAUUGUGCGCGCAAGACAGUACAGCAUGCGCACAAUUUAAAAUGAUAAAAAUUCCCCUGUCACCACUCGGUUGUAAGAUCUGAUUGCAUGAGAUCUGAUUGAAAAUUAAACCACAAAAUUAUAACUUCAAACUUUAACAUAGGGGUUGACCCAUCAUCUCCGUGACCCAGUCUCAAGAAAACCCAGAGAGUAAAAUGUAUAGCAGGGACAUGUAUCACAGACAUAUUGCAUCCCAAGAUAGUGCACAAAGUCAUACUAACUGCUGUAAGAUAAAAAGCAAACCCUGGAACUGCAAUGAAAAAAAGUAAUAUUUAAUCUUUACCAUACUUAUCACAUCCAUACAAGUAUAUGCUUAGAGACAGACAAAGGAUCCCUCAACCACCAAUGUCUAUUGCCAACUGUUAAACAUGGUGGGAGAUCUGAAAAAUUUGAAGAGUAAGUGGGUACCAAAGUAGAAAAUCUCCUGAAUGGGGGUUAACCCCUAGUGCAAGAACAUUUGCACCAACAACUAAACAACAAGAAGGGACAGAAGACAGGAGAAACAGAAUUAUGGUAAAGUGCCCUGAAGAGUGUAGGUCCUGGCGGCACAAUAUUACAGUCACGAGUACAAAGUAGUAUAUAACACCCUGUUAUCAGAGUAUUAUUUUGUCAAUCAAAAAAGUAAACUCAGGAAUUUCUCCACUAUUGUUGUCUUAAAACCCACACUAUCUCUGUGAUAUAUAUUCCUGCAUAGCGAUAUUAAUUAUCCAUUCUGGUUCUCUCUCCCACACAACAAUAUAUGGUCUGAGACACCAACAGGUAUACAGUUUACUUUUUAUUGACAAAAUAAUACUCUGAUAACACAGUGUUAUAUACUACCUUGUACUCGUGACUGUAAUAUUGUGCCGCCAGGAAAAUUAUUGUACUGCUUCACCUUGCAGCGGGUUCACUUAUCGGAUUGAAAUAAUCCCUGCAAUUACACUAUCUCCGUACUAACGGAGACGAGCCAGGACAAGUUAUAAUAAUUAACGGUCUGACCUUAAGGACGCGAUAAUUACUGCAGCCGAUUACUACAGUUGAGUGGCAGCAAUCCGAUAUUUGUACACCAGUGCUCUGAGCUGCUACUGUAUCUAGUAGGGCAGCCCUUGAUACAUUGCUCAUAAUCUGUUGCAACUUUACAGUUGUUAUCAAAAAAAGGGCUGUAUGCACAGACACACAUACUUUUGCAUGUAUAAACUAUUAGUGUUCGUAGUGUGUGCUCUUGUGGUUUUACUUUUUUAGUAUUAAAAGUUACAUUUUAUAUUUAAAGUGGUACACACUAUUUGUACCACUCACUGUCCCCCUCCCUCUUAAGGAACCUACACUCUUCAGGACACUACCAUAAUUCCUUUUCUCCUGUCUUCUAUCCCUUCUUGUUGUUUAGUGGUGGGAGAUCUGUAAUGAUAAGAGCAACCAUCUAAUGGGCUACAUUGGGCCCAGUAAAUAGUCUAUAAGGUUGGAUAACAGCCAAAAAGUGUGUGGCUAGCUUAAAGAACCAAAUGCAUUAGAUGAAAGCAUUAUGACACUUUGGUUUCAUGAAUACGAGGAAUGUGUCAGAUGUAUUUUUUCUUACAUCUUUUUAAGUCUUCUUAUUUGCUCUACAAAUGAUGCUCGUGCCCAGUGCUGGGCUGGUAAAUGGAGAUCACUUAAUCCAAUAGGAUAAUCAGUCAAAAACAUUGGGGAAUGGAGGUAAGCAAAAUAAUCAGAUGAAAUGAACACUCCUCAUAAAAACAGAACAUGUGUGGGUGUCAUGUGGGUGCUGUCAUCUAAGUGCUAGGUGAGAUGCCUAUUGCAUGGGGUCUACUGUUUGAUGAUUGCACCAUACUUGAAUACACAACUUCUGAAAUAAAAUGGAAUCAUGACGGAAUAUUUCCGUCAUGUGUCCUUAAGGGGUUAAACCUUUCGGUGUGUUUAUUUACAUGUUCUAAACGUUCUUCUGACCGGAUUUAAUUUGUGAAGCUGAAGGACACCUAACAAUCAUGGACUUAGAGGUUCCAGUAAUGUAGCAGUCUCGUAGGUCAGUGUGUACAUUUGCUAUCUUCAUUACUAUAGAUACCUUAUCAGUGUUUGAUAACUUUAAAGGUAAAAUUAUGGACCAGAAUAUGGGUUAGUAUUUAAUAAGCGACUGUUACUUCCUGAGAAGUGAAAGUUUGUUGUUCUUUCACCACGGUAACCGCUAGUGUAGCAUUUACUGGGGUGAGUAAAGCAAUAAAUGUAAGUCAAAUCAUACUUCCCUCAACUGUAGAUCCCUGGUGCGUUAGACAUACUAAUGUGCACUUACAUGACAUCUAUGGAGUAAUUUUUUACAUCCUCAUGCAUAUCCAUUCCACACUAAAGAGAUUAAUCAAUUUGCUUGAUUUGUCUAGUGUGCCUGGCAAAGAAUGUAAAUUAAAAUAAAGAAUUUAAAAAAAAAAAUACCACCAUUAAUAGUUAACUUUUAUAGAGAUCAUUGGUUUGCUAAAAUUUUAGAUAUGACAUUUUCUCUUUAAGGGAAAAUAUAAAGUGUUUCAGGAGUUUAUUGUUUAAUGGAGGACUUGCAUAGAGAUGUUAAACUGUGCUUUGUUUCAUUGGUUUUAUUAUACUUUAAUUAUGGCUAAGAGAUAGUUUUUCAAUUUAGUUCAGCAUUGAGCGAUGUCCUUGUUAAUAAUUAACAGGUAAGCCAGUAAGGGUCACUUUACUUGGUUGUUACACUUUAAUGAUUAGAUAUGCGUUAGAUAUGUAUAAUAGCUAACUCACGCAGCAAACUCUAAUGCUUAAUUUCUAUAAUAUUGAGAAUUUAACAAAUGUAAGACCUGCAUUUUUUCCAAAUUAAUCAUCCUUUUGCGUUUUUGUUUUUUUUAAUUUGGGAAUAUGGAUCAUUAGAUAUGAUUUAGAAAGAUAAAAGUAGCCAUUCCAGGUAAUAUUAUCCUUUCUUAUACUUUAAAUACCUCCACUUCUAACUGGCCAUGUUCUUGCUAGUUCUUGCUCAGUUUUAUAAUAUCUUGGAAUGCUGAGAGUUUGAAUGGGUGGUGUGUUUGCGAGUUUGUUACAUCAUUAAAAUUCUAGAAUCACCAUAUGCAUUCUUCUUUCUAAUAGUAUACACCAUGUUUCCUGUAUUGUACGUAAUUAUCCUGUUCUCAUUAUACAUCCUCCGGAUCCUUGAUUAAAGGGAAAUAAAGGAAAUGCAUAUAUUUAUUUUGCAUGGAUAAAAGAAUCAGAAUGAAAUUAUAAUUUAUUUUAAUUUAUUAGAGGAUGGAAUAAAACAUAUCAAAUAAACAUGCCAUAGUUUCAACGAGUAUAUUAACAAGGGACAGUUGGGCACACCCGUUGAAACAGUCGUCACCAUUAGACUAGGAAAAUUAAUGCAAGUAAGCGUGCUCACUCCAAAAUAAUAAUCAUAAUAAUCAUAUAAUACUACAAGGAGGAGCACAACCAAGUAAAAUUCAAGAAAGCUUUAUUACACACACCAAAAAAAAAACAAAAAAACACACACCACACAUGUAUAACAGAUAUCAACGUAGAUAUCAAAGAAUUAGAAAUGCAGAAACAUCUCUGUCAAAUAUGCAAAUAAUGACUGCAAAUAAAGCCAAAAUAGGAAAAAAUGUUUGUAAUCAAAAUGAUCCAAUAGAAGUGUUGUAGCCACUUAUCCAGAAAAACAGUAUUAUGAUACCUGUAUAUACUGAUAAACAAAAACAUACAUACCAAAGAAAACAGGAAAUAUGCGAAGAGGGUACAGACAUCCAAAUAAAAAUAAAAAAUAGCCCCCAACGUUUCGGUGAAUCCGCCUUUAUCAAGGGAGCAUGUGGUACAGAGGACCUAAUAACCUUUAUAUACCAACAUAUAUUAACAAAAUGAAAUACACCUGAGUGAAAUGGGUGGCCACCCAUGAAUAAUUGGGACUCCCACAAUCAUAGUCACAUGACUAUGGUUGAUAAGGUAACCAAUAUACAAACAAAACAUAUCACUUUAUCAGACACAUGAAAAAUACAUAUUGGAUCCAAAGAGAGAAUAAAAAAAUUAAACUUAUAAUAAUACAACAUAUAUGGAUAGAAUACCAUAUGAUCCUCACAUUGUAUGUGUGACAGAUCCAUCUGUAUAGACUGGGAUUGCUGGUUCAUCUGUUUUGCCUUUUCGUGGAAUUACCCGUUCGUAUGCCCCUGUUCAGUGAAUUGACUUUUCCGUCAAACAAAACUACCGAACGGAUGGCCACCCAGAAGAGAAGUGUGCUGCUGGUUAAUUUCUUGAUCCCAAUUAGAACGUUGUGGUUAACCACAGACACUUCUCAAUUAAAACCGAAUACAGGGUGGUUGUCGUUCGUAUGUCGACCACGAGGCGGCGGCCAUUUUAAACCAUGCGAAAGACCAGCGGUGUUCGGCAUUGAUUUCAUGGAACUGAAAACUGACACUUUUUCUGCCAAACACCGCUGAAGCCGCUGACCUCCCUUCUCAAUCGACAGAAGGAUACGAACACCGGCCGUUCGGGAGUUUUAAACGCACGAAUAGACUUACCCCAGAUAGCCUUCCCAUGGAGUCAAUCGCAUACCGAAAGACUGUAAUAGACUUUGACUCCAUGGCGAUUGAACUAUACGUAUGGGAUCUGAGCGCUAUUUGCCAAUAAUAUGCACUCAGAUCCAGACUAUCUGGGGAUAUGUGAUACGAAUGGGUAACAUUCGACAAAUGUAAAGUUAUAUAUUUUUAUAUGUUUUUCUGUGUUGAAUUUAAAAUGGCGAUUUGCCUCUGUCCUGGAGGUAAUUGAAUUACUCCUCAAUUAUCUCCAGGGCAGAGGGGAGGAAAUACUAAUGCAUGCUGGGAAUAUUCUGUGCCUGUGGGUCCUAACCUGCCAUAUGUCUGUCUACUGUUACAGUCUCCCAUUUGGUCCCCUAGGGGAGUGUCCACCAAGUAGGAGACCUGCAUAAAUAUGGGCAGGUAGCCCACAGUAAAGCCAGUUCAUGUUUUACCCUCAAUGCAGAGCUUGGUCUCGUUAUUGGGGGGAUUUAUUACCGACGAAUAGAGACUGCCGAAUGAGAUUAUUAGCCGCUUGGGAGAUAUUUGCGUUCGGCUACUAUUGGCGAUUCGUGAGUUUGGAGCUCGUGAAGUGAAGUGCCGUACGGAUCCCGUUCGUGAGUUUACAGCAUUCCCCUGCUUGCGGUUCACAUGAUUGUACUUGAUACGCAUGCAGCCUGUGUUAUUGCGAGAGGGGAGGAUUCACUAAAUGGCGGUUUGUGCAUUUGAUGCUGAGGGUACCGUAACAGUAUGUAUAGUCAAAAUGUGCUGAUGACAAAUCUAUAUCAUAAGUGUCCUACCUACAUAUAGAACAACUAUCUCAUACCUCCAUAUCAGUGAUGCCUCUUGGUAAAUAGAGGAACCAACGAUCAAUAUUCAGAGUUAGGGUACAUCAGCAGUAGUACCUUGGUUCCCAAAGGCAGUCUAAUGGAACGCAAGUGUGUUACAUCAUAGGAGAGAAAGAAAGAAGUUAGAACGCACAUGCGUUCCACCAUAAUGAGGAACUCCGGACCACAGGCUGCAUCCGCCGGCAUGAAGGCGGAAGUGUCUAAUCACGCAUGUGCACAGUUUUUUUGGGGGGGAGGUUUGUUUAAUAAAGCUUUCUUGCAUUUUACUUGGUUGUGCUCCUCCGAAUGGUUCGUAUUUGCCAUCACAUUCUAUGUUUCUACCUCAAGUGUUUGGGAAGAUUAAUGCUCAGGUAUACUAUGUAAUUUUGUCUCCAGCCAAAGGGAACAAACUGCACCAGGGAUGCCUAUGGUGAGAAUUUAGAUUUUUUUACCUCAAAACUGGUAAACUUGGGGACACUGUUGCAUGAGCUAGUCUUAUGCCUCAUUCCCACUGAGCGGUAUGGUUCGGGUCGGUACGGUUCGGAAGGGUUAGAAUGGCCCAGCCUAUUCAGGUGAGCAUUUCCCUGCAAGUCGGACCACCAGGGGGCAUGCGGGGUUAAGAGCAAAUGCCUAGCGUGUCAUUUUUUGCAAGCAUUGAUGUUUUCCUGUCUGCCAAUGAAAGGAUUGUAUAGUGUGACGCCAGUAGCUCCGCCCUAACAGUACCAUACCAUUUCUUAUGGACCUACAUCUGAAGGGGGCCCAAGAAUGGUGCGGUUUGGUUCGGUUGUAUGGGCCACAUUUAUAAUGGAAACACUUAAAAUAGCGUACAAGACCGUACCGACCCGAACUGUGGAAACAGGACAUUAGAAACCCUAGUAACUUGAACAUGCAUUGCUAUGUUUCUCCCUUAAUAUAUCUUUCAAAAUAGGUGUGUUUGCCGACUACACCAUGAUAUCCCGAAUCAAACCUCUUACUUCUCUCCCAGUCUUUCAAAACACAAUAUCAGGAUUUUCUGCAAUAUCUUGUCAUAAGGUAACUGUAUCAAAAUCUCUAAUUCUCCCAUAUGCAUCCCAGGUGCAGUUGGCUCCCUAUGACUAGAGACAGAAUUACAUAGUAUACCUGGGCAUAAACCUUCCCAAAAAUGUUGGGUCUGUAUAAAUAAUGGUUACAUUUAGAUGGAUUAUAUUUGCUGCUCAUUAGGGGUUUCCUAAUCAGCCUUCAAGUACAACUAAUGGUUCAGAAUGUAGUAACUUUGCAGUUCUGCUCUCAUGGAGAUAUUUAUAAAACUAUUAGAAACACCCUUAGUAAAGUACUGAUUUUUGAAAAUUGUGGUCAUUGGGAUAAUGGUUCUCUCCAUAGGGCUAGCCUUAGGCUUUUGUGGCCAGUGCAGUUACCCAGGGAACAGACAUCAAAGCUCAAUUUUCACCUUCCUCCUCAUUAAUAUGUCAUGAUCACAGUUGAAAGGAGGAGGAGAAAUCUUGGUCUGCCAUGUACUGAUGAUAUAUAAGUCAUGCUUGCAUUCCUAUAAGCUCUGGGGUCUCCAGUGGAAGCAGAUAAAUGUAUAUGAGAUACUAGUACCCUGAUACAUGUACCUACAAAGUAUUACCUGGAAUGAUUACUUCGAAAUACUGAGUAUUAUAUUUGUUGUUUAAUGUGUUGUUUUUCUUCUUUAUGUGUGUUUUCAGUCAUGUUCAACAAACAUUAUACAGGUAAAACAUUGUUAAUGCUUGAGCUUGGGCUGGAAAUAUUUAACAUUAAAAAAAUAAACUCCUUUUUUGAACAAGAAAAACAGAGAGAGUAGUUUUGCAGAAAGGUCCCAAACACAUAAUAUCCUACUGACUCAUUAUAAUCAGACAUUUAGUGUAUUGCAGUCUGAUAUUGCUCUGAGUUUCUCAAGUGCAAGAGCUAUGGUGAUUUGCACAUGAUGUUUAUAUGGCCACCCAUUGAUUGAUUGCUGCAUAGCUGACAGAUACCUAUUGUGGAUUAGGGGUAUGUACCAUGUUGAGUGACUGAGAUGUAUAGCAGCGCCAGUGCCCAGUUAGUGGCAAGGUUUGACCUUUGUUAAUAUGUCUGUUCAGACCCCUCUGGUAUUCCUAUCUAAUUCAAAUACUCUGACCAUUCAGUCUUCUACCGUCCCCACUUAGUAGGUAAAGGGAAGAGGAAGUAGGUCAAGAGAAGAAGAAGAAGAAAGAAGAAGAGAAGAAGAAGGAGAGAAGAAGAAAAGAAAAAAAGGGGGCUUCCCAGCCCUAAUGGACAGCCGCCAGGCCCAAACCUGUCCCUUUCCUCCGUUGCUUCCGCUCCUCCAAUCUCACGGCCAUACCCGCCCUUACUCCAUGACCUGUGUUGAACCACUAACCAGCUGACCUGCCUCCUUCAAACAAAGCACCAUGUAGUUCCUCCAAGGUGCCCAUGUUUGUUCGCAAUACUCUCUGUGCCCCUUGCCGUCAGUGACUCCAUAUCGUAUAAUUCUUCGACCCUUGCCAACCACUACCGAAUGGUGGGCACUUCCAGGCUACACCAUUGCGUGAGGAUCAGGAAAUUUGCUAAAAUCAGCAAGUGUUUUGUUGGGGACUUUUUGUAUUGUACAGUUGGUAAGUUUGUAUGUUGCAGAAGCAUCAGCAUGUGUUACAAUGGAAUAUCCAUGUUGUGUAUCUCAUGAAUUGUGAAGUGUAUCUGAUUCCAGUAGGAGGAGAUCUUCUGCAUGUCCACCAAGUGUGUAGAAGUGUUCCCACUCCAAUCUCACAUCUCCAAUAUGUGUCUGGAGUGUCCACAUUCAUGUUGUGCAUCACUGCUGGUGUUCUAUUCCAACAUAAAAUUAUUUUAUAGUUCAGCACUUGCAUCUUAGAGCUCAUAGAUUUGCUUUUUAAUUUAAUAUCUAUAGCACCACUAGUUGAUCAGCCUCCUGUUCUGCGUUUGUCUUGGAAACCUUAUGGAUGCUGAAUUGACCCGUAUACUUUUUCUAUAUCCUCCUCAUUCAACUAAACUUCACACCCACCUUCCUGUUUAAGACUUAGUAGGGUAGGUUGACUUGAAAUAUCUAUUAAAGACUUUAAAUAAAACAUAGAUUUAAUAUUAUAUAGAGUGAAGAGGGGAAAGGGCCAGUGUAUCACUGAAUAAGUGACUAGGUGCUUGGGAUCACCUAAACACACAUAGGUGUAGGGCCUAUGUUAUCCUGGUAUCUUCUGGCUCUCUUUGGGACGCUGAAGUCAUCUUCUGCCAUUGGCACAUAGCCAAACAUCCCCUGUUCCUUGAAUGUGUUGGCUAAGGCCUUAGGGCCCACUUUAUAUCCCUAAGCCUCUGCCUCAGAGUAUAUAGGGUGGAAUAAUAAUUACCAAGUCUCCUGUGGUUACUCUAGAUAUCCCACUGCUCUCCAUGGUAGAGUGGGGUUAACGGCAGUGGUAAAUAAGUAAUGAUAAUACACUGUCAACAUGUUGCAAAAAUUUAUAAAUUUUUGGCCCAAACGAAGGUUUACAACAUAUAUUUGAUAACAGUUGCAUGCUAUGUACAUUGUUAUGUUUUUUCACACAGGAAUAUUUUUGUAAUUCUAAAGCACAAACAGAGAGUUAAAUCUUGCCGUAACAAAUAAUGGCCAGAAUACAAUGGCCUUCUGUACCUUUUUACCAUAAUUUAGUUGUUCAGAUAAACAAAACUAAACAGAAUAUAGUGGUUGAAUAACCAUACAAUUUACAUGUUGUGUAAGUUUCAAAGAUAUGUACAAAUUACUGUACCAAUCGGUCAAGCUUUAUUUUUUUUUUGUUUUAGGUUUUUCUAAACAUUUAUUUCUAUGUGUAUGUAUUUUUUUGACUUUGUGUUAUAUUUGCUCUUGUUAAAACAUAUUCAAUGGCUUCUGUUUAAAAAAAUUAAAGGGACACUAUAGUUACCUAAACAACUUUAGCUUAAUGAAGCUGUUUUGGUGUAUAGAUUAUAGCCCUGUGGUCACACUGCUCAAUUCUCUGCCAUUUAGGAGUUAAAUCAUUUUGUUUAUGCAGCCCCAGUCACACCUCCCUGCAUGUGACUUACACAGCCUUCCUAAACAGGUCCUGUAAAGAGUCAUCUAACAGGAAGUAAGAAUUUAUUACAAAUUUUGUUUAAUUUAGAAUUUCUUAUCUCCUGCUGUGCUAAUAGCUUGCUAGACUCUGCAGGAGCCUCCUGUAUAUAAUUAAAGCUCAAUUUACAGAGCAGGAGAUACAAACUUUUAAAAUAAGUUAUAUCUGAUGGAAAAUGAAUCUAUUUUGUUUUCAUGCAGGCUGUGUCAGUCACAGCCAGGGGAGGUAGGGCUAAGGCUGCAUAAACAGAAACAAAAGUGAUUUAACUCAUACAUGGCAGUGAAUUGAGCAGUGAACCUUGAGAGGCAUGAUCUAUACCAGGGGUAGGAAUCCUUCGGCACUCCAGAUGUUGUGGACUACAUCUCCCACAAUGCUCUUACAGCUAUAAUGCUGGCAGAGCAUCAUGGGAGGUGUAGUCCAAAACAUCUGCAGUGCCGAAGGUUGCCUAUCCCUGAUCUAUACACACAAACUGCUUCAUUAAGCUAAAGCUGUUUUGGUGACUAUAGUGUGCUUGAAAUAUGAUAUCAUCCUUCAUGUGUCUAUGAAUGGCUAGGAUGUACAGAUAAACUGACUAACUCCUUCAACAUGAUUUAAAAAAAAAUAUAUAUAUAUAUAUAUAUAUAUUAUUUAUUUAUUUAUUUACGUAUUCCUUUAUAUAGGCCAACAACUCUCCCCAUUAUUUUUUUUGGCAAUUUAAAUUCUCUACAAAAAAAUCACACAGUUUCAGCUAUAACCUUGGUUUUUACUACACUCUAAAUUCCCAAUAUAUAAUGGUUCUAGGCAGGGAUGCCCCUUAUCUCCAUUGCUGUAUGAUCCCGCCUUAGAUCCAGCCUUAGAAACCCUAGUAACCUUGACAUACAUGGUUACGUUUCUCAUUUAAUGUAUCUUUCAAACUAGGCGUGUUCACUGUCUGCAUCAUGAUAUCGCAAACCAAAACUCUUUUUUGUCUCACAAUCCUUCAAAACACAUUAUAAGGAUUUGGUGCAAUAUCUUGUUCAAAUUCUCUCCAUAUGAUGCAUCCCAGGCGCAGUUGGUUUCCUAAGACUAGAGAUAAAAUGACAUAGCAUACGCUUCACAAAAACUUUGGCCUCGAUAGUCCCUCUAAAAUUUAGAGUCUAAAUAUUGAAGCUUAAGCAUUAAAGGACCACUAUAGUGCCAGGAAAACACACUCGUUUUCCUGGCACUAUAGUGCCCUGAGGGUGCCCCCACCCUCAGGGUCCCCCUCCCCGCCGGGAUCUGGGGAGAGGAAGGAGUCAAACACUUACCUUUCUCCAACGCCGGGCGGGGAGCUUUCCUCCUCUCCUUCUUCCUAGCGACGUCAUAGGCUGAAUGCACAUGCGCGACAGGAGCCGCGCACGCACGCAUUCAGCCAGUCUCAUAGGAAAGCAUUCAUAAUUUCUCUGAAACUGCUAUGUUUACUUAAAAAAGAGUUAAUCCUAUCUGGACCUGGCACCCAGACCACUUCAUUAAGCUGAAGUGGUCUGGAUGCCUAUAGUGGUCCUUUAAGGAUUAUAUAUUUAAAGGGAUAAACCUGGGCAGAAUCACAACAAUCUAAAUGGCCUAGCACCAAAAAGAGCAAAACUAUUCAGUUACAUAUGGACUGAAAAAUCCAGACAUUGUUUAUGCAAUACCAUGAACAUGCCUGAAUUUGGUCCAGAUUUUAGUCAGACCAAAAGCCACCAGAUGGCUGAAAUCGGGACCACUGCAAAUCUGGGCCUGGAGGCUUCAAAUCCAGGCCUGUAUUAAAAAAUAUAUUUUUUUUAACUAUAGUUUAAAAAAACCUUGGCUGCACAAGGGUUAAUUACGUGGCAGCUGGCCAGCACUUGCUACCCUGCCACCACAUUAAAAAAAUAAAUAAAUAACAGGCCAAAGGGGGUCAAUAAGACCCAUAUUACUAUUACAGAGGUUUUAAACCUCCAUAUGCUCCAACAUGCCACAUGGGCAUAUCUGCUAAACAUUUAAAAAUAGCAUCUGAGCAGCUAUGGUCGUGCCCCUGAUUGGCAUAGGUUGGAGGACUUUAAUAUACAUUAUGAGUAGUCUAGAAAUUCUGUUCCACCCUCUUACCAAAUCCGUGGACUUUGACAGAAUAAAUGGGUGCCUAUGUCAAACCCACCCUUGGUCAGUUGGGUAGACAUCUGAAAAAACAUGAGUUAAGAAGCAACCCAAAGAACACACAGAUUGUAAAAUAACAAAGUGUAUUGUAAAAAUGCUUUUGUUUGAAAUCUAUGUUUGAUUAUCUAGAAAAAAAAUUAUUUAUUUGCUAAUAUAUUUUGUUCAAUGUCCCAAAAAACACAGAUAUGAAGAGUACCUUGCAACAACCGCUGUGCCACCUAGACUUCCAUGGGGAAGAGAGAGAGAGUAUGGAGGAAUAGGACCAGUAUCACUGCCCGAUGACCAUAGACCCAAAACUGAACCUCCACCAUUGGAGGCAAAGGGGCACAAGCAUUAUGGUUAUGGUGGAGACACCUGGCCAAGGUAAGUCAUUUUCCCACUCCUGUGUUUAAAGGUUGGAUCUUUCUUCAAAAAUAGAACUAUGAAAUGGUUAAAAGGUAAAAUGUAUAUUUUUUUGCAGAAAUUUGUUAAUUUAUGAUUAUGUUGCACACUUAUUUUUAAGAAUCAGUGACACCACUAAUGUUCAAUGAUGUCAUAGAGAAAGCAAAAUUCAUAUCUAUUUUUCUUAUGUUGUGUUUUUUUCGAGGAGUUAUUACUUUUGCAGAACACCAUGUUACCUCAUCAAAUCAAGAUGAUAAUCAAGAUGAUAAUCUGAAUCCAAAACCUUUGAAACUAACAAAAGGAAACUUGUUUUCCUGUUGCUCAUAAUUUCAUUAUAUCUCAUAGUGGUAGUCAUUUACUAGUCAUUUUAGUUUAGCCACAUAUUAAUCUUAUAGUAAUACACUACCCCAGUGGAAUCGAUAUAAAUAAUUUGUCAUAUUCUUUUUAUGGCAAUGGCAUCAUCUUUUUUGAAAUGCAUAUAAAUUAGCUUUUUUUGACAAUAGUUUGGGGCACAUUAGUAGCUGAUCACUUUGUCCUUUAGCAAAUCCACCAUUGUCACAGCUACUGAAAAAAAGCAACUGUUAAAUGUAUGCUUUUGACAAAGGUAUUUUCAAAGUUGACCACUAGAUGUCAGAGUAUGCUGUUUUCAUAAUAUUCGCAUUAUUCAAAACCACAGAACAAUUACACUGCUUAAUAAUAUUUGUCCACUAGAUGGUGCCAGUGGAUACUGUUUGUAGAGACUGGGCAGCUAGCAAUGAAGAAAACUUUAUAGCUUUAUACAGCAUAUUAUAAAGAUACAGCUGAUCAAUCGUAACUUAAAGUACAUUUUAUAUCAUUUGAAACAAUUCUAUAUUUUUUUAUACUUGUAAAAUAAAAGUAUAAUUUAAUUGUAUAGUAUAAUUUUAUUGAGGAUUUUAGAGAAGCUGCAGCCUAAUUAAUAACCUUACUGCACAACUCAAGUUUUUAUUUUAUAUUUAUUUGUAUAUUAUUUAACAGCACUUAAGUUCAUAAAAAAAGCAGGGAACAAAAGUUACUUCUUAAAGGGAAACUACAGUGCCAGGAAAACAAACUCGUAGCUUCCCCCUCUGUCAAGGCCCCCUCCCGCGGCGCUCAAGGGGUUAAUAACCCCUUCAGUCACUUACCUGAAUCCAGUGCCGAUGUCCCUCGGCACUGGCAGAGCUCCGCCCAUGUUCCUCCCCCGCUGUUGUCCACCGGCGGGGGAGACCCAAUGCACAUGCUCGCAUAAAGAUCUCCAUUAUUCAAUGCUUUCCUAUAGGGAAAAUCUGACGCUGGAGGUCCUCAUGCAGAGGGGGAGGAUGUCCAGCAUCAGAUAACGGACCAAAAGUCUGUUUCAAUUCCGGAAGUCCCACUAGUGGCUGUCUAGUAGACAACCACUAGACGAGGAGUUAACCCUAAGAGGUAAUUAUUGCAGUUUAUAAAAACUAGAAUAAUUGCCACUGCCGGGUAAAGGGUGAUGGGUGUUUACACCCAGACAACUUCAAUUAGCUGAAGUGGUCUGGGUGCCUAUAGUGUCCCUUUAAUUAUACAAAUGAUUCAGAAAAAAAGAAAAUAUUAAUUGAAUUAGAGAUCUAGAAUCAUUUUUAAACUAAACACACAAGAGAUGAAUAAUGAAGGAUAAACUUCACUGGAUUUCAGAUUUAGAUAACGAUUGUUGAGAGCCUGAUAAUAGUGUCCUUCUGACGUAGCACUAGUUGAUUAAGAAAUUAAGUCACAACCUUUGUUCUCAAGUCAAGUGUCUCUUGCAAUUAUAUUUUUUACAUUUGAAAACAAGGAACUUGUCCUAAUUAAAAAUGUAUAAUCUGACCUCUUGCGCAUGUGUACUUGGGGUGGGCUUAAAAGGUUAUAGCCCCAAGAGUGAGCCUGAAUUUCUUUAGAUGGGAGAAGUAUUUUUUACUGCUACCUUAUAGCAAAUUACAGAAAAUGGCUUAACCCUUGAUGGUAAAACAGCACCCAGACACUCCUGCAACCAUAAUAACUUCAAUGAAUGGAAAUUGUGAUUGGGUGGGUGAGUUCCUUUAACAUAAUGGAAUAGAUGCAGGUUAAUAUAAUUAAGUAGAGUGCAGGGUGGUAAUAUAUUGUAGUGGAUUAUUAUACUGCAGUGGGAUGCACGGUGUAGAUUGAUAUAAUGGAGAGGAAUGCACAGUGUAGAUUGAUAUAAUGGAGAGGAAUGCACAGUGUAGGUUAAUAUAAUGUAAUGGGAUGCACGGUGUAGGUUAAUACAAUGUAGUGGGAUGCACAGUGUUGGUUAAUAUAAUGGAGUGGGAUGCACGGUGUAGGUUAAUAUAAUGGAAUGGGAUGCACAGUGUUGGUGAAUAUAAUGGAGUGGGAUGCACGUGUAGGUUAAUAUAAUGGAGUGGGAUGCAUAGUGUAGGUUAGUAUAAUGUAGUUGGAUGCAUGGUGUAGGUUAAUGUAGGUGGAUGCAUGGUGAAGGUUAAUAUAAUGUAGUGUGAUGCACGGUGAAGGUUAAUAUAAUGAAGUGUGAUGCACGGUGUAGGUUAAUAUAAUGUAGUGGGAUGCACGGUGUAGGUUAAUAUAAUGUAGUGGGAUGCACGGUGUAGGUUAAUAUAAUGUAGUGGGAUGCACGGUGUAGGUUAAUAUAAUGGAGGGUGAGAAACACAUGUACAUCUAAAUGCUUAACAUAAGAAAGCACUGAAUUCAGUGCGUUCCUUCGAGCUGCAUUGGCCACAUGAUUGAACAUGACUCAAUCAUUGCUGCAGAAGUGCAUUUAGUGGCUUUCUGGAAGGCAGCCACUAAAAGUGUGUUUAUCUCUGCAAUGUAAACAUUACAUUGAGGGUUGCUGUGUGUGAAUGGGGUGCAGUGUGUGUAUUGGGGGCUGCCACUGCCUCCGACACAGUCAGUCAUUCUAGAUGUUGUGAACUACAUAUCCCAUAAUGCUGGCAAAGUAUCAGUGGAGUUCCAGUCCACAGCAUCUACAGCAGGGGUAGUUAAACUGGUCCCUACCACCCACUAGUGGGUGGUUUGGGGACAGUGGUGCUUUCUGCAGAAAACGCCCAUAGACCUUGAUGGCCGUGGAUCCUUUCAUCUCCCCUGCUGGCCAUGCAGAGCCAGCCUUGCUGUAAUUCUCUCGGGCUGUUGAGGAGAUCAACGAUCUCCCUCAAUGGCCUUCUGGCACUUAGUUCCAGCAAAGGGCAGGAAGGGCCUGGAAAGCUCUGUGUUCCUCCCACGAGCAGACUGGUCAGAGCGUUGUCGCGCAUAGUAAGGCUCCAUGCUGUGCUUGCAGGAGGACAGUAGAGUAAGCCUGCAGCCGGAGGAGCAGCAGACUAAAGUGAACAUGCCCCCACUGGAGCACCAGUGUUUGCAGCAUUAUGUCCCCCUUCCCUGGUAAAAGGUAAGAAAAAGGGAUGGGGAGACAUUAUAAAGGUAAGAAGAAGGGAGGGGGAGACAAGAUAGAUUUUCAAAUCUCACCCACCUACACACAGCAUAGACCCUAUGCACCCUUCACACCCUUCACACACACUACAUCCCUCACACACACACUAAACCCCCAACACACACACACACACUGCAAACCCUCAUCCAUAUACAGCGCCCUUCACACACACUGCCCCUCUCACACACAUAUCACCCUUCACACACAUAUCACCCUUCACACACAUAGCACCCUUCACACACAAUCAUAGGGGGGGAAAAAGGAGAAUAGAAAAAAAUUUAAAAAGGGAAAAAAAAACAGAUAAAUUUAAUUAUUCCUUUCUAAAAAAAAAAUUUGAAAUUGCACUUGCUCUAUAAAAUUAGUUAUUGCGGCACUUUACCAUCAACAAAGGUAAACAAGUGGGCGGUAGGUAUUAAAAGGUUGACUACCCCUGAUCUGCAGUGAUGAAGGGUGCCUGUCAGGAGUCUUACCUGAUGGGGAAUCCGGCUCGCAGAGUUAUACGCUCACCCUUGCAAAGCAGACACAGACCAGGGUGACUAGGUAAGACGCCACCUGACCUGUGAGUCUGUGCACGGGGGCUUUCCAGGAAUAGUGCUCCAAGUAGCAGUACAGCAGGGAUUAGCAGAAGCAUAUUCAAGGAAAGCCAAAGUCAGGGGAAGCCAGAGAUCAGAGUAGUCCAGGAGGAAAGCCAAGGUCAGAAGCCGGAAUCAGACAGGAAAUACUGGAACGCUGAUAUGGAGAGACAGGAACAAAAUAGGGGAAGCAGAGUCAAUGAACUGACACCCUUCCCAGGGUGAGGCAGGCUUUUAUAUCCAGCCAAUCAAUAUGGGUUACAGGUGUGCUAGAGCAGCCACGGGUAAGUUCAGCUCCCAGUGCUGGAAACAAGGCAAGGACACCUAUUAAGGCAAUACUAUGAAUGGCUGGAUAGCUCAGUGGCAAAAGAGCAGGAUUCAAGAAGCCAGAGUCCUGCCAAAGCCACCAGGAAGGUAAAUCCAGCUGGCAUUACACAUGUCACGAUGGAGAUUGUGACAGUGCCUACCCCUACCAUUGAGGGCUUUCUGAGGCAUUUCAACUAUUUGGGAAGUGCCAUUAGUGCCAUGCUAAGCUAUCACUGCUAUGGACAGUUAAUAUCCAUGAUCUUUACCUCUUCUGCUAUGAUUAUUCCCUAGAUUAUUUACAGUUCUAAUGUGUUAAAUAGGCAUGUACACCUCCUAUUAUACUAGAGCUCCUGGCAUCCAAAGCUCUCACAUUUACACAAUAAACAAUGUACCCCACUCAUAGCAAGAACAGCCAGUAUCCAGAGGAUGAAGACAAAACUGUGCCCUGCGAUGAGCUAACCCACAUUAGAUACCUUUGUAAUCAAAUUACAAGUGUGGUAAAGGAGCCCUAAAGCUGGGUGGAGAUACAUAUUUGGCAGUUGUCUUCCUGCCAAAUAUGACCUUCCUGCCAAAUAUGACGUGGUGUCACAUUACAGAGAAUAACUAGCAAAUGCAUAGACGGAAAGUUAUCUCUUAACAAUUUAUGGCCUUUGUUUUGCAAUAUCCCACAACUAGCGUACAUUCCAGAAGGGCAUGCAUGUUGGGUGGGAAUAAAAAGAAACCUUCAGAAAGAAUAAUAUCUAACAAUCUACACAUAUAGUAUACACAGAGUAUUGUAUACAGUUACAUAUUUCACCAGCACAAUGUAUAGAUUAAAUCUAUACAUAUUUGUAGAUGACAAGUUCCCUUUAACAGAGACAUGAAAACAUUUAUUAGACAAAUAAUGUUGAUUUUAAUAUUGUAUGUUUUAAUACUUAUUUAAGAUAGGACAGAAUGAGGCAGAAUUCCCCAGAUGUACAUAAAGUGUUCCUAUCUGUAAUGCUGACAGAGCUAUACUCCGUCUCCCAGUGUUUAAAUAUGAAUCCUCUGCCAGGGUGAGUAUGGAGCAAUUAUACCCGGUAAGAAGGUUCAAGGCAUUAUCCUAAACUAAUACGGUGAAAAACGGUUACCAAGAAUUGAUCAAUAAACUCUCCAGGCAGGGUCAGACUGGAAUCAAAGUGAAGCCCAGGUCCUUCUGGCCACAUCAGCCCACUUUGUGGAUUCAGAAUUUGAGUUUUUCCAUAUUUCAAAUAUUGCAUGCAACUUUUCACAAGCAACCUAAAAAUAAAAAAGUGAUAAAAACAAAUAUGAAAACCCAUUUAGAUAAAAUAAUAGAUAUAUACAAACCAUAUAAACAGAUACACGCAUAAAUAUACCGACUGAUAGAUAUACCCUUAUAGAUAUAUAUGCAUGCACACAAAUAUAGAAACAUACAUAGAGCAAUACCUAUUCAGACAAAUAUAGAGUGCGAUUGACACAUAUCCACAUAUUGACACAUACAGAGAUACAUGGAGCAAUACAUACAUGAACAUAUAGAUGGAGACAUAGACACAUAAUUAAAUAAAUUAAUUCAUACAUUAUCUUCUCUUCCUAACUCCUAUUUUUGUUUUUUGGGAAGGGUUGUUUUUUUUAAUUUAGGUAUAGAACGGGGUGUCUCAUAUUUUUGCAGGAAAUAUUUCAGAUUGAGGGUGUGUCCCUUUUGACCUACUGCAUUGGUUAUCUAUAUCAAAUGUUAUAUUGUUAUACAGUACUAUAUACAUAAUGUUUAUAGUGCUACUACAUAAUAUAUACCCACAACAAUUCCACUUUCUGUUCUGUACGAAGUCAGUGUCAACGACUCUUUGGACUGGAUUCAGGUGAAAUGGUACAAUGUAAAAACCCUGACCAAUUAUAGUGACGGUUCUGAUACCUAAGAGCCCUAUUUAUUAAGAGAUAUUGGAUUGCUAAGCUAUAAUACUUACCAGAUUUAUUGAGGAACUGCAAGCAAUAUGCUUUACCCAGGUUUACAAGCAGUCUGGUGAUACACACCUGUGGACUUUGGAUCUGUAUCAUUUGCACUGCACAGUAAACUUCAAUCUUUUAACUAUUCUACCAUAACACUGACAUUACUAGAAAAAUCAUAUUCUGGAUCUGCGUACUAAAUAAAUUGCAAUCGCCAUGGAAACCAAUUUAAUGUUUAUCACUAUUUAGCAUCUCACAUCUAGAAUAGAUUCUGUGUGCCUUUAUAGAUACAGUUGUGCUGAACAGUUUGCAGACCCUUGGAGAAUUGGUCAUGUAUGUACCAUUUUUAAAGAAAACAUGAGUGAGCAUUUCUUUUAUUUUUAAUGGGAUUCAUAUUCAACUGUAGGUUAUAACAGAAUGGCACAAUCAUAAAACAAAGCCUGGCAACAAAGAAAAAAAUUAAAUGAGCCCUGUUCAAAAGUCUGUAUACCCUUAGUUCUUAAUACUGUGUAUUGGUUCCUUUAGCAUCAAUGACAGCGUGCAGUCUUUUAUAAUAGUUGUAUAUGAGGCCCCUAAUUCUUGCAGGUGGUAUAGCUGCCCAUUUGUCUUGGCAACAUGCCUCCAGGUCAUGCAAAGUGUAGCGGAGAUGCAAUAUUACCCAGGUUAUCUCCGCUUAUAAUCCAAGUGAGACUCAGGAACAAGUAAAUAGUAAAUCCAAAGGCAGGGUUUCCAGCAGGUAAAAUACAGCAAUAUCCCAACAGCAAUCCCAAUAACUGGAUGACACACAGUUUCAGGAGCAUAACUGACAAGCCUUUAAUCGCAGUCUCCUUAUAAAGCAUGCUCCCAUGCAAGGGAGGAACUUACAGUAAUUAUUACAGUAGCCAAUCCUGUCCUGGUAACCUCCCACACAUCCCCUCCCCUCAGCCAGCAUCAUAAUCCCCUUAUCCAGCACACCAAUUCCCCCCGUUUCUGGAUGUACCCCUAAACGUAGGGGUACCCCUUUAAAUCCUACACCCCCUGAUAGCCCUGAUCUGGGUGAACAACAUAUCCAAAAAUCACCCAGAUCGGACCAGGGGUUCGGGAAAAGUAUGGAGGGAAUAAAAUGACCGACCGCACGAACAGAGAUAGCCGAAUUCGGUUCCAUGUGAAUGGGCCUUGCGGUCGGUCCUGGCAUAAGGGAAUAAAAUACACGAAAGCCUCUAGCUAUAGAGGCUAGGGAGGGUUCGCCUGAAUCCCCUCGUUCGGUAUUUUCUAUUUACCGAACGAGGGGCCGUUCGGUAGUUUGGAACCGAACGGACCAGGGCUGUGGAGGUCUCAGCGGUGUUCGCCUACUCGAGUGUCCGAUUUUAGUUCCAGGCACUCGACGGCAAAACACCGCUGUUCGGGAGUUUUAAAAUGGCCGCCGCCACGUGUUCGUUUGUCGAAUGGCGGCCACCCCCGAGAACAAAGGACGGCUACUUACUGUUCAAUUACCCGUUCAACAAUGUUGCAACGGAAUUGAGGACACACUUCACACAGGGAGGUCUGGUUGUUCGGUAGUUUCAUUCGAAUAAACUAAGGGAAUGAAACUACCGAACAAUCAGAGGAAUACAAUUCUUUUUAAAUACACAGAAAUUACAGCAGAUACACAUAUGCAGCUUUAUACAGUAUUUCUUGUAGGGUCGCCUGGUGCCAUCUGCUACACAAAGUCUUUGGUCGUCUUGCAUGAACCGCACGUUUGAGAUCUCCCCAGAUAUAGACCUACAUCCCUGGCCACGACAAAGUACAAUGCAAAAUACAAAAUGGCCUCCACAGUUCAUUUUACAUAGAGUUCCAUCAACAUCCUGAGACACAAGUGGACCUCUGUUUUAUUAAUCACACUUGUAUAUGGAAGCAAUAUUUUAUCAUUUCUGUAAGCAGGAUGAGGAGUGUGAAUCGAAAUCUCCUACUGCUUUGGCAGACACUAAUCAUUUAAAUUGUGGGUAACCACAUUUUUCAUCUUUCAUUAAACCCUCUGUGUGUCAGAAGAAAGUUUAUUGAUAUAUCUGAUGUCUAAAUCACACUGUCAUUUCUACAAGGAAGGGAACACAACAUUGUUAUCCACUUGAGCUUUAGGAGAGCUUGUUUUUUUUUUUUUAAAUGCCUAAAAAUCAUUUAUUACCUUUAUAACAAAUCUUUACAGUAAUGAAUGUGUUGGUAAAUAUUAGUAAGAAGGUGGACGACAUAACAUGUCUGGCUUUCUGUAUAUCGCAUGAUGAAGAGGCAUUUCUUAAUAUUAUAUUUUUUUUCUUAACACAUUUUCCUUCUUUUCAAUUUUACCUUUGUGACAUUACUUCCUUAUAUACAUGUGUGAAGGUAGUUGGGAUAGUGUAGGAAGAAACACCUUUUACUUAUAACAACUUACCCAGAAUAACUUGACGCAAGACGUAAAUGGUGACAAACAGGCCACAACUUUAUUUAAAACAAUACCAUUAUUAACAUAACACAUUAACAUGACAUUCAUUAACCGCAACUUCCAUUACCAGAUCCUUGCCAACCAUUUAACAUAACCUAGGCGCUUGCCUCCCCACUCGUCCAUACCCCACAAUUGGCCUUCCAACUGACCUUCCAAUACCAUCCAUGCUAACCCCUGGCUUUGGCUCAGUGGGCAUGUCCUUCAUCAUAACUUAAUCACGAGGCUAGGGGAGGGAUCAGUCCUGAACCAUUUCCACGGGACCGCUGGUCCAAACCUGACUGGCAAGGAACUUCAUACACCUGCUGUGACAAGAAAAAACAAUUAAAAAGAAAUUGUAACUCAAAGUUUAGGUGAUCUACCCCACCAGCUAAAACCUAUAAGUGUGAGUGCAGCGAUUAAAAAUUAGCAGAUCUUCCCCUUAUAGAUACAGGGGAUUGUAUUCCCUGAAAAAAUAAUAGAAUAAAACACAAUAUAGUGAAGUAUUGCUAAUUAGAAGAUAGUUAAUAUAUAUUGUGUAUAUAUCACACUCACAUGUAAUAGUGCCAGGUCCAGCUAGGAUUAACCCAUUUUUUUAUAAACAUAGCAGUUUCAGAGAAAUUGACAGCCGCUAGAGGCACUUGCGUGAUUCUCACUGUGAAAAUCACAGUGAGAGCACGCAAGCGUCUAUAGGAAAGCAUUGUAAAUGCUUUCCUAUGCGACCGGCUGAAUGCGCGCGCAGCUCUUUCCACGCUUGCGCAUUCAGCCGAAUGGGAGGAACGGAGGAGGAUCGGAGGAGGAGAGCUCCCAAAAAGGAAAAAGGUAAGUUUUUACACCUUUAUUCUCCCCAGAGCCAGGCGGAAGGGGGACCCUGAGGGUGGGGGCACCCUCAGGGCACUAUAGUGCCAGGAAAACGAGUAUGUUUUCCUGGCACUACAGUGGUCCUUUAAUGCUAAAAAUCCACCUCAUUUCACACAUUCCUAACUUUCUUAUUAUGUCCUCUCCCCUCCAGUUAGCUUUAAUUUUCUGUAUGACAUUACAUUUUAUAAAUUGUCGAUCACUGUUAUGUACUGAUUUAAAAUGUUUUAAGAUGCUAUGUUUUUGAUAACCCUUUUUAUAUUUCGUACAUGCUUAUUUAUUCUAAUGUGUUGGGGAUGUUUAGUUCACCCCACAUAGCAUAAAUGGCAUGUACAAGUCAGAAGAUAUAUCACAUUCUAAGAAAAACAGGUGUUCAUUCAUGUAUUUUGUGUGUUUUUUGCUUUUUAUAAAUUCUUUAUUUUUGAGUCUUCAAAAGAAGAGUUGUUUUUUUUGUUUGUAACGUUAUGGGGUACAGAAAGGAAAAAGGGGUGCAACAUGUUACAAUUAUAUUGGUUACAUUUGUACUCAUUAUUAAAUCCCUGUUUACAUUCAUUGUUUCAGUUGUCCAACAUGUAACUCCCAUUGCCCUGGGUCUGGAAGGGUCGGGUGGGUAAGAUGGAUGGGGGUGUCCCCUCUGUUUGGCGUAACCACCGUUUACCCUGAGUUUAGGGAAUGGGCCCUAGGCGAUGGGUUUUGGUGAUGCGCUGUAAGGCUCAAACUUGGCCUUCGCCUAGUUCAUGGGCCUUGUGAGGUAUCGUUGUCGUACUCUGUCUGUUGCGUUGUGCUGUCUCUGUCCUCUGGGGGUGAGGUGGUGCCUCUGGGGUCGGGGGUUUAGGGGUUUAGAACUUGGAGAGUGUCCUUGUGUCGUAAUAUCAUUUUGUUGUGUGUGGUUGAGCUUGUGGAGUUCACCUGAGUUAGGUCAGGUGGUUGCUUGUAGUCGUGAUGUUUGCAAAUUUGUGUAAUUGUUUUCUGUUGGUUGUGGUGUUUUGAUGUGUGGUGUGGGUGGGUAUGGGGUAGGGGUGGAAUGUGGCAAAGAGGGGGGGGCAGUUCUCUCUCCCCCCCCUUCCCCGCUUGCGGUGUCUUACAAUGCCAACCAGGGGUCCCAGAUCUUAUGGAAAGAUCUAGUGUUUUCGUGUAUUAGUGCGGACAAUUCGUCCAUCUCCAUGGCCUCUUUAAUCUUUCUCUGGGCCUCCGAGGCUGUUGGGAUUUCUGGGCUGCCCCAGUGGGUGGCUAUAGUUUUUUUUAUAAUUCUUUAUUUUAUUUGUGCAAGGUGAUAACACAUCAGGCUUACAAUGCCACAACAGCCAGAGUAAGCAGUUAUGCAGACAUAGUGUUACAGUAGUUAGGCAUUAGAAGAUACUGCACAGUUUUAUAUAUAUUAUUGUCGUGUGUCUGGUGGUUUCACCAGUUCCGCUUGUCAGUAAAUGUGUGGUAUAAGGUUAAGUCGAACCAUUCAACAUUAAGUUAUAUAUGAAUAAGUCUAGGGAUUGAGACGUUGCUAAUCUGGCGUACAGUGCUAAUACAGCCUGGAUGAGCAUUCAUUCUAACAUAGUGUUAUAUUAGCUAGACAUUAAAUGCUGCUGCAAGUUGUUAUUUCUAUUGUGCGCUUUUUAGAUUAAGUAGUUAUGUUAAAGCUUAUGCGGAACAUGCAUUAUAAAGUAUGUGUAACAUAGCUUAGUCAAAUAGCUUUACGUAAGAGUAUUAAUCAUGCUUAUACAGUAUAUGAAUAUGGUUAAAUUCCCAUUGGAGCUGCAAUCACAGUCUUUGAGACCUGUAUGGCUUGUGACGAGGGAUGUAAUAGAACCAAAUUAAAAGUAAAAGAGAAAUAGACAUGGCAGGACUAGUGUACACCCGGUUAGCGUUUUCAACACGAGAUAUCACAGUGUCUCAGGCCUCGUGGCUCUCUCGUCGUGGACAGCCUGCUCUGUUCUAUCAUUCCAUGUUUCAUCCAAUUCCCCUCGCUGGGUGGCCUACGAGGCAGGCAGAGAUUAUACUGGUGGGAGUGCUGGGGCGGCUUUGUGAGAGGGUGUCCACCCAGAGCUGGGCCCGUGUGGCGUCCAGUGCCUUCAUUUUGCGCGCCCAAUGGCUCGGAGCACCUGUAUCUUUCUCAUAUGGGUUACAGCGAUGGGUCUCCCACCGAAUAGCAGUGGGCGGGCGCUGGUGUGGCAGUGUGGGGCCCUGGUUGUUGUUGGGCUCUGGUGAGUAUAAGGGUAGAGGAGCAGGUGCUUGCUUACCCUCGGUGUCCGGAGGGGGCGCGCUCACUCCACAUGGCUCGGCUAGUUGAUCUGCAGUCCCCUGUUGAGAAACUGAAGCUGCUGCUCGUGCCUCCAAUUUAGCCCAGAAGUUGGUGAAUAUUGCCUCCAAUCUUGCCAGGGAGCGCUCUACAGAAAAACUGAGGCUAUUACUGGUCGGUAGUGGAGUUGGCUUUGCUGGAGGAUGAGUGUCCGCCAUUUUGAGGGUUCCCGCCAUGUGCAGGUGAGUGUCCCUUUCUGACCACAGGUUUUGUCUGGAGCAGUCCAGGGGGGGACCGGGAUAACCCCCGCCGGUCCAAUGGGGGGAGGGGAGGUAUGGACUGAAGCAGUUCCGUUCAGCAAUCAGGAGAGCGGGGAAAUCGGCCGCCUUUCCCCCCACCCGGUCACUUGCAGGCCGCAACUUGUCUCCGCGGGCUCACUGCGUCUCAGAGGCUCGUGAGUGGGGUCAGUGUGAUCAGCAACUUGUCCCCAAGUAGGCUUAUGGGUAUAGAAACCCGGAUUCAGGCUGGAAAUGGGGGUAUUACCCCGAAAAUUGUCGUUUUGUGCAGGAGCUCGCUCAGCAUGCGGCUGCUCAGCUCCGUGUUCAAGCUCCGCCCCCCGUGUUUUUUGCUUUUUGUGCUUCGACAAGCCAGACAUAAGAAACCAUUUUGUUGAAAAAAUUUGUCUCUUCCAUUAGUCUUAAUGUGAUUUUUUACUAAUCUUUUUUUUUAGACUGGGAGCUCCUCUGUAUAUUAUUUUGGGUUGGCUUGGAAGAACCCAAAAUAAUAAGCCAUGGAGCUCCCAGUCUAAAAUAAAAGAUUAGUAAAAAAAAAUCACAUUACUCCAUAAAUGCAAUGUUAUCUAUAAAUCUAGCCAUAUUGCUUGCAAAUAUAUUGCUGGAAAUACAUUUCCGUUUUAUUUUUCUAAAUUCCUUUGCUGUUAAAACAUCAUUAUAGUGGUGAAGACUACAAAUAUAAAGUUCACAAAAGGCUGUGCAAGGUAUCCUGUGCAUUCUACAAAUUCUACUGCAUGAUGCUACAUGAAUAAUGUAGAGGCUUUAAAGUUAGUUCGACAAAGUUAACAAUACUGCCGGACUGUUCGUUGCUGAGGUCACACGGUAGGAGAUUUUCAGAAGCAAAUAACUUUUAGGUCUGGCUAGUAGUGUAAGACUUGACAUGAUACAGACUAGUCAAAUUCAGAUAAGAAAAAUAGAUAAGAUAGUGAAAAUCAGAUAAGAAAAAUAUUAAAGAGACACAUUUUUGAUGGUAGAAUUAGAUUUAAAGUAAUCAUGUAUGCAGAGGCCACCAUAGACUGGUUUGGCCCACUCAUGGCUGCAAUCUUAUAAUUCUGCCAUUUGUUGGGCCCAAUCGUCAAUACAAUUCUAGUAAAGUCACUGGUGCAACUGAAGAAACAUUUUUGUUUAUAUUUUUUUAUCAAUGUAUGUUUAAAUAACCACUCAAAAUAUUUAACAUUGUAACAUGUUUAAUUGUCAUUGUACAAUAUUCCACUUCUUAAUGACCAGUGUAUAAUCGCCAUAUGGGAAGUCGGAACCUUGGACAACCCCCCCCCCCCCACAUACCAUUCCCAAUAAAACACGGACACUAGGGUAUAUGGGUCAAAAUUGUCCAUAGCUUUUAUUAAAUAGUAAUAACUUAACAUAGAAAAAAACAGGUCAUUGCCCCAUACUCAGCCCUCACAACCGUAUCCUUCUGUUAGAUAUAAAAGACCCCAAUAUAAAAAACAAUUAUUUAUAACAUUAUUCCAACAUGAACAUAACUUAAAGUGCCAGCAUUUAUUAUUGUGACGAAGUGCCCUUCGCCACUUGUGCCUGGAGAGGACUGCUUGCCCGCCUCUUGCCCUGUGACUAUGGACCCUGGGAGAUUUGGCCCGUUCAAUUCAGUAUGAUAGGAGUUAUGUAUUUUUGUAUCCUUUUGUGUUUUACCUGGAACAUGUGCUCAAUGGAGUCUGCUUCUAUCCCUGGAUAAUUGGAUUACUUUCCCCAUUGUCUCCAGGCUAGAGGGCUCUGUAAAACCAGUUUGGGCCAGAUAGCCAUGCCCCAAAAGAUACUUUACUAACUUCUGAACCCCUGGUCUGAUUCAUGCCAUUUUUGAUAUGUUGUUUCCCUGAAUGGAUUGAUUGUGAAUAUAUAAUUUUUAUGUGGAUGUGAUGUAUAUUUUAGAAGUUAUGAAUGCUGUAAAAACUGUAUUAUUUCUGGCCAGCAGAUAAGUGAGCUUUGUGUAUUGUAGAAACUCAACUAUCUAGCCUGGCCCAGAGGAGGAGUUUUGUGUUGCAUAAAUUGUGAGUUCUGUGUGCCAGUAAAUGAGUCUUGUUCCAGCAUUAAGCCUUGGCUCAUGUUUGGGGGAUUGGAGAAAUACACUCUGGGGAUUGCUAUAAUCACUAUACUCCCCAGGGUAUGAUCACUAAGUUCUGCUAAGAGCUUGUUCCUGUUCCUGCUCUCUGGGGAAAGAGAGGUUCACCCACUGGAAGCUGGAUCCUGGCCUUGGGUCCAGGGUGGGUGGAAACAGCAGAGACCCCGGCGCAGUUGCAUCGCUGGAAGUGGGGUCUGCAGUGCUGAUGGUGUCGGUUGGAGUGCUUGGAGGCCUCAGCGAGCACUAGGAGCAUCGAUUGGCGGAGGUACUCAGUCGGAGUGCCAGCGGUCCGUCACAAUUAUAAAUUAACCAUGGCAGGGGCAUACCCGGAUACCCCUACCCCACCAGGUUCUGAGCUACGGACAGGACUCGAAACCUACAAACUUACCAAUAACCACAUUUUGCCAUUUCCAUAAUCUUCCAAAUGGGGAGCCUAUUUCCUCUCCUUCAGCUCCCAACCCAACUGAAAACCAAAACCAACGAAGGGUGGGUGGGACAAACUCAGCCAGGUAGGUAAUUAAAAGUGACUCUUUCCAAGAUGUCUGCCUAUUUAAAUAACCAAACCCCUUACCCGCCUCCUAACCCCUGUCAAGGCCCCUUUCCACUAAGCUGCGCUUUUGCCACAUGGGGCUACGUCAGAGAGGGCUCUAAAGGGGGCAUGGGGCAAUAGCCCCUCAAGGACCAUUAGCACACAGUGUUUAUAGACUGCAGUUUUACAGUACUCCAGGCAGGGGUGUACCUAGAGCACUUGGCACCCGGCCGGAUCCUUUAUAUGGCACCCGACCCCAUCUCCUACCCCAUCUUUAAAAUGUUGAAAACACCCACAGUGUUUUAAAUGUUUUCAGGAAUAUUCAUUGCAAAAAAUUGUAAACUGUAUGUUAGAAAGAGUCCCCUCACGGCCCAAUUAGAGACUACAAUGGAGUUUAGUGGGCACUGACACUCUCUAACACUCUGGCCCCCCAUUCACAAUAUAGUAACAUAACAUAACUCUCUGAUAUCAAGCCAAAGUUGGCUCUCCUCACCAUACUUACUGGUGCUGGCUAGCUGCUGUGGCUGGCAGGCUGGCUAGCUGCUGUAGGAGGCAGGUCGGCUGCUGUGGCUGGCCAACUGGCUUCCCCUGGCAGGCCUCUUUCUUCUCCCAGCAGAAGUCUGUUUCUCCUCCAACCCCUUUGUGUGUCUCUUUUUCCCCUUUCCCAGCCACUCUGUGUGUCUUUUUGCCAUCCCCAAAAGGAGGAGCUGGGAUAGUUCUAAGUGGCCUGUAGUUUCUAGAGACAACCAAGCUGCAAAACUGUGAUGAUAAUGUAUAGUAUCUCUGGAGAUGUUAACAAGUGACCACAGGUAAGACGAGACUGUGCGCAUGACAUUGAUAAAACAUACCAAUUGAUAUCAGUGUGCAACGGAAUCAGAGUCUAACUCUCUUAGACAUGCACAGAUCUCUGUGAACGCUCCAUUGUGCUGAGAACGUCAUAUCACUAGAGGGUGUAGAGGUAUUUUAUGUCACAUCAUGCGACAUUUUCCACCCUUCCCUGCCAUUAUCUCGUCUUUAUUCAUAUAUAUAUGUCCCUUCCUUACACUAUGUCAGCACCUAGCAAACAUUUUCAUAUCUGUUUAUAAGGGAUACUCUUAGUACCAUAACAGCUAUAGAUCAGUGUCACGGUUAUGUAGUUAUAAUUCUUUACUUUAGGUUAUGUCAAACUUCUUUUUGAGCGGCUUCACUGAUACUGCCAGGAAAAUGCUGAAGCUCCACUUUUGCAUUAUCCACACAAAUCCAUGUUUACCAGCACAGAGUACUUCAUACCUUCAAACUCCAUCGUUCAGAGAAUCAAGAAGAGAUAGGAGGGAGAUAAAGGGGGCGGGCCAUUGACAGGUUUGGGGUGGGAGUGGGUCCGCUCAAAUUACUGUCAGGUCAGCCUGGCUGCCUGUCCAUCAUACAGGCAAGCCAACUGAGGGCAGACCCUGCAGCGAGCAUGGUUCCAGUACUCACUGAAGGGUCCUUGUGCCCUGAACAUAGUGAAAACACGUCUAAUACUGCACUUGCGCUGUGCUUGCUAAGGGCAGUUCCCUAGUGUUGAGACAGGACUCGAAAAUCAGGACAGUCCUGCCAUAAUCAGGACUGUUAGGAGGUCUGGUAUCUGCACACUGAUACUUUUUAAUACUGUUAUUCUCCUGCUAACUCUUAACGUACGUUUAUACUGUUUAUACUGUUAACACCCAGUAUUCUCUGAAUAACUGCUUCUUGCUUUAUAAAUAUGAUUGCUUUGCAUCAAAGACUCAGUAUGAUACGCAGUGCCUCGGCGUUUAUAUAUGUAUAUAUAGUGAGCUUUAAGAAACAUAGAUUGCUAUUUUGUUGUAUUUAUUUAUCUAAUCUGCCUAUUAUCACAGUCAUUUUAAUACUAGCCAUUAAUAUGCUACAUAAAAUUACCAGCUUUAUUCUUGAUUUUUUUAUGAGUUAUUUCAGACUUUUCCCUUACAUGUGGAAUUAAUACUGUUCAAACAUUUUCUUUGAUUUAAGCAGCCUUACAAUGUGAUUUCUUCAUUAUAGGGGAAUUCCAAUAAAGCAGUACUAUGAAAUUACGCAGCUCAAAAAGAGUAAUGUCCGUGCUAGUGAUGACCUGUAAGUACCUAGAAUAAAUAAAAUAAGAAUAUGUGGAUAUUUAUUGCACAAAUUUGUAAACUGUAUAUUAACUUGUGCUUAGUGCAUAGCGCAGAGACAGACAGAAUGUAUGCAAAAGUGCCAGGUAGACUACAAGAGGGGGGGGGCAAACUUUUUUUAUUACAGUAGUUAUUGGGAUGCAUGACGGCACCACUGACGGGUCCCCUUAUCAUAAAUUCCCCCACCCCACCCUUAAUUUAAAAAAAAUGCUUGUAAGAGAAGAACAAGGAGCUGGCUGGGUGUGAUAGGAUUUGCACUCCAACCAAGGCUGGCUGUAUGACCAGCAGUACAAAUUAAGCAAUAUGGGUUUAACUGUAGCUUCAGUCUGAAAUUGUAUAUAGGUUUUAUACUUAAUCACAGAAUGUACGUGUUGAUAAAAUUCUUUCAGAUUCAAUAAUAUUAUAACCCCUCCCCCCCCCAAAAAAAAAUAAAAUAAAGUACAGUAAAACCAACAGUAAUUUGUGUAAUAAAGAGUCCCCUGCACCCCCUUAACAUAAAUACCCUCCCCCUUAAUUAAAAAAACCUGCACACCCCUCACACCCUCCCAAAAAAACCCACCAAAGCAUACAGUAAAACCAACAGCAACAGUAAGUUGUGUAAUAAAAAGUCCCCUGCACCCCCUUAACAUAAACAAAGAGUCCCCUGCACCCAUAAUAAAGAGUCCCCUGGAGUCUGGACACAUCCUCUACUUACAUUUGAUAAUGCCUUGAGUCUGCACUGACAUGCUCUGCUCCGAGCCUCCGACCACUGGUGCCUAACGGAUGACGCAUUCUUCCGCUCCUCCUGAAAGGUUCCACGGGAUGCCUGUCUUCUGGUCCCACCUUAUCUCGUGCCUCCCCCUUACCACAGCAGCUAAAGGGUUAAAAAUUAUUUAUUUACUCACCCGAUUCCAACGCCAAUCUUCCUUGGCACUCUACCCCCUCCACCGUUAUCCAAUGGGGGGGGGGGCCUAAUGCGCACACGCUGUGAGCAUCUCAAGCGCAUUAGACUACUUACUUACUCUACCUACUCUCGCAGGUUUUACUAAGAGGCAGCAAAAAGUCUCGUAGUUCUCACAAGAUAAUUCAAGGUUCAUUUUUCCUACCCAAGCAAGCAAGAGUCUCUUCCUGCGUCUAUUUAACAUACCAAAACCAUCAAUAUAGCAGUUUUCUUUAAUUAUGUCCAUUGGCAUUAAUGUCAUUGUUUUAUUAUGUAUGAUGCAACUAUGCAAAUAGCACAAUGUAUCUUACCUGGAUUAAUAUUUAAAAAAUAAUGGGGAAAAAAAACAAUAAAAAAAUAAAAUACAAUUAAAAAAUUGCAGUAAGCAAUAAAUGACCUUUAAAAUAACUAACCUUAACAACUGUUUCCCCUUUAUAGGUAUCCGAAACCACCUUCUGCUUCUAUUAAGUGAGUAAAAUAUGUAUCCAAACAAUUAUACAAUGAAUAUAAUCAUGGGUGUUAUUUUAUUUAUUAGUGUACAUAAUAAUUUAUAUACUAUAGAAUUAAAGGUAUUAUUAAUAAAUAUGACAUAGUUUAUAGAACAUUUCCAUAAUUUAAUUAUAAUAAUAGUGACAUCCAAAGUCAUCGAUCAGAUAUAUACCCAAUUAAUGUUUUCAUUGCUUACCUUUUCAAUACAGUGACAGACAACUUGAUGUGGAAUUUCCUGCAGAACAUCCCUACCAUUCCCAUAUAUCCAAAUUUUCUAUGUUUCCGAACUACGAGCCUCCAGAGGACCUGGCACAUUGCACUCCUGUACUGCACCCACAAUGCCCAGCACGACCCUAUUCCACCAUUAUUUUGAGAAAAACAAAAGGUAUCAAUAUCCCAUAUUGUGUAAGCAUCUGUCAAAGCAUCUCAUUGACAAUUUAAAGUAACAGAAUGCAGCUGGAAGGAAAUUUUACUGAAGUGGAAAGUUUAAACCUUCAGCCACUAAUUAUAUAUUUUUACCGUGAUAUUUAAAAACACACUCAAAGCACCAUAACCACUUCAAAUCACUGUUGUGGGUAUGUGCCAGGAGUAAGUAAGUUGUCAAAUCCCUUGCUAAUAAUUUGAUAGCUUACCUGGGGACCGCCAGGCACUAGUUACAUGCUGUACUGAGAACCUGAAGCUCCUGUUAGAUGUCUCAGAGCAUCGCUGACUACCAUGCUGGCCAUAGCUCAGUCCUGAGAGCUUUCGGCACUUAGAGGAGGUGAUCGGUGCAGAGCAGACCUCAGGUAAGUUGUCAGAAUUGAUAGCAAACAGUUUGCCAUUUCACUCACCAAUGUAAGAAGUCAAUCCUGGCACCAUAACCACUACAGUGCAAUGUUUUGCAAAAAGAGCCUUUUAUGCAUAAUCAACAUCCCUGGCAGUUGAAACAUUUUAAACAUUAAAAACUGUUUAUAAACAAUUGACAUACAAUGAAAAAAAACUUAAUAUGUCACUCUCAGCAGUAGAACUGGAAGAGUUAAUUUAGAGUUCCAUAUGUAUGUUAAUUUAUUCAACCAGAGAUAAUUUCAAAUCUUUUCACAAUCUGAGGAAGCAAGGUGCAUUGGGAAGACUUUCCUGGUGUGAAUAGGCAGCAUUACAUUCUAUAUUGGGGCAGCUGAAUGGGGAACUACUCUUUCCCACAUUAAAUUAAAGGGAAAGGAGGUUUAGUAGAAAAUAAAGGAAAUUGCAGGGAAUGCAGGUUAGCUAACAGAGGCAACUUCAUAACACCAUAACCACUUCUAUAAACUGUUAUGUUUAUGGUAUUUGAAGUGUGCAAUAAGGCCCCACGCUCCAAGUUCGUUGCAGUAUUUAUGGUGCUAUGAGCCUGUGGGCGCCAUCGCCUGGUUUUCUUUCAGACUGCUUAGGAGUGAUUUGAUAAAAAUGGGUGAUUUCCCCAAUGCAUAUAAAUUAAAUCUCAGCAAAUUGUGCUAAACUGACCAAUCACACAGGUUUGUGACUAUACCUUCUCAUUUACAUUUAACUUUAUAAUUUUACCACUAUUGAAAUGCUUCGGCCUCCCUUGAAAUUGUGCCUUGGUACCAAAGGCGUAACUAGAAACCAUCUGGCCCUGGUGAGAAUAUUGCCCUGCCCAUCCUCUCCCCCAUGUGUCUCAUUCCCCCACCCCCAGUGCAGCGUGCUCCCAUCCUGCCAGUCACCCAGUGAACAGGCAUCCCGUCACUGACGUGAUGCCGGCCCACAGUCACAGGGUCAAAAUACAUACCAAGAAACAGCCGGGCGACCCAGAGUGACAAGCCUGGUUGCAGCUGUGACCCCUGUAACUACAGUAGGUAUGCCGCUGCUUUUUAAAUAUCCAUUAAUUAUGCAUCACCUUUAUUUUGUUUUCAUAUUAUUUUCUGAUUUGUCUUUAUUCAGAUCAAUAAGGAGAUAUUUUGUGAUUUUUAGGAAAUCCAUACAGGCAUGAGGUGAUUUAUACUCCCCCUGGUUCACUAAAGGAACGUUUGGUAUGGCCAGGACAGAACGGAUAUUAUCACGUAAGUAUUGGGGGUAUUUUGGGGUUUGUAGGAAUAAAUCUACAAUACAUUUACAAAGAUACUGUAAAACGAGAAUAAAAAAAGGAAAAGAGGAAAAGUAGCUAAAAUAUUUCCUACCUUUAUUCCCUAUCCAUAUUUUCAGUUUUUUCUGAAAAUGUCUACAUGAAUGGAAUACUGUGUAGCACAUAAACACUUGUGAAAGGACCAAGUGGAAAUAAUUGAAGCCAAUUGGGAUUUUAUAGUAUGUGAUAAGAACUACAUCUUAAGCACAACUGUACAACAGAAAAAUUCUCACAAAUUCUUAACCUACACAGCAACAUACAAGUGCAUGUUUAGUGUUCCUUUAAUAAUUUGGCGCUCAUUAUUUUUAUGUGAAGGGCAGAUUGCUUAAAAAGUCUGAAGGAUUGCCUAGAACCGUUUCACUAAAAAGCCAAUUGCUAGGAAAAAAAAAACUGAAUUGCAAAAUUGAAAAGUUUAGAUUUGGAGAUGUUUUCCAAAUCCGCACUUUUUACAUACAUUUUACAAUUUGGAUUUCAUUUCUCUGCAAUUUGCUCUUUAGUGAAUAAAUCCCACACUGUAAACAUGAUCUAAGAUAGCUAAAGGAUAAACAGAACAGAAUUAUUGAAUUACAAUAAUAAAGAGAGCUCUGUGAACAAUGACAGUUUAUACACUGUUGUUGAAUAUAGAUAUUAAAUGUUUAGCUAGAAAAGUUCAGGUCUUUGGCUCCCCAAUUGUCCCCUUUAUUUUUGACAGAUUUUAUAGUAAUUAUAAUAAUCCCAUAAUUUCCCUUCACAUGCCUGUAGGUUUUGAAAGGCAUUGAAAGGGAGCUGUAUAGACUAAUCCUGACUGUACGUUGGAUUUGUAGGUGUACUUAUUAGGAAGUAUAGCUCUCAUUGUCUGUAUGAUCAUGAGGUAGAAAAGUGGAUCACAAAAAACAAACUCUUCCUGAACACUGACAAAACUGUCACAAUGAUCUUUGAAACAGUACCUAAAUUACACAAAUUACACAAUUCCCACCUAUCCAUCAAAACAAAUUCAAAUACCACAGUGACCGCAGUCUGCUCUUUCAAAUACUUGGGUAUGUUAGACCCCAAUCUAUCUUUUGGCCUGCACAUAGAAAAGCUUGCAUCUAAACUUUAUCCAAAACUAGGUGCCCUAUACAGAAAUAAAGCCUGCCUAAGCCCUACAGUAAAGGAAAAGAUUGUACAGCAAAUGCUGAUGCCAAUCAUUGAUUAUAGGGAUGUACUAUAUGCAUCUGCAUCGCAAUCCCACAUUAAUGAACUCAACACAUUGUAUAACUCGUUCUGCCGAUUUGUGCUACAAUGUAAUUACAGGACCCACCAUUGUGACAUGCUAAAAGAACUAAACUGGCUGUCGCUGGAAUCCAGAUGCACUCUUCAUCUUUCCAGCCUUGUGUUUAAGAGCUUUUCUGGGAAACUCCCAGCCUACCUGAACACAAUGCUUUCUUCAGCUGUUCCCACUACCUAUAAGCUCUGAUCCAGUACCAACACUUUAUUUAGUCUACCUCAAUACAAAAAGAAAGCAGCCCGAUCCUUCUCCUCCUACAGAGCACCGCAAUUGUGGAACGACCUCCCGCACAAUUUAAAAUCUCCCCUAAGCCUAAAGUCCUUCAAGAGAUCCCUCUCUACAUACCUCACAACAGAAUGCACCUGGCAUGGUGGAUUAUAUAUUUCCUACCUGUUCUAUGUAAUUUUGUAUUUAUUGUGUAUUAAUAAUGUUUUUGUAUUUUAUUGUAUCCUAAUGUAACAAUGCAAUGUUUUGUGGACCCAGGACAUACCUGAAAACAAGAGAAAUCCAUCCUGGUAAAAUAUUUUAUAAAUAAAUAAAUAAUUUGACAAUUCAGAAAUUUAAGACGGCACUCCUACCUUCUAGGUUACAUGUGCCUACAUACAAUGAAUUGUAGGUAUAAAACAACAGGUACUGACAUUGUUGAUAGAUACAAGAGUUGAAGAGGGCCCUGCUGAAAUGGGCUCUCAAUCUAAGAGGAAUGAAGAAUACAAGAAGAUCAAAAAGUGUUGUUUGAAAGUAGUUCUUAUAGGCAAUGUAGAGUGGAAGGAGAAAAAAGAGUUAAUUGGACUGUAAGAGUAUAGGUUAUGCAUGGAGGGGUGAGUGCUAUUAAGCCUUAACAAAGGCUUUCAGAUGAAACAUUGGGAGGCUUUUUUUAGUUUGGUAUCCUCUUCUUUUCACACAAAAAUCUAAAAAAAAAAUUGUUAAUUGGAUUGGUUCCUUGGUAUAUAUUUUGGUUCUUUUGUAUUCAUGCAACAUAUUGCCAUUGAUGGUUGCAUGUCAUUACCCCUUCCUUAUUUUGUUAUUCUUGGGUUUUUCUUGUCUUUUCUUGUCGUUUUUUGGGGGGUCUGUGUGACCUGUGUACAUAUAGAUAUUGCUUAGGAUAUUUAGUUCCCGGAUUUAUAUAAAGGUAUUAUGUACAUGUCUGUAUUUAUUCAUUAUAUUUCAUUUUUAUUGGUUAUGCUCCUCAUUCAUUUAUUAUUUGGUUUAUUUUUAGACUCUGCGGGGAACAAAGUAAUUGAGUGAGCACCCUGUUUUCAUUUAAUUUUAUUUAUGUUUCUCCAAGGCAGCUAUUAACUCUGAGGUGUGCCUUCCUUAUUAAACUUUUGUAUCAUGCGAGAAGUUACCCAUUAAGGUGGUGAUCUUUCCUAAAGAGAUGAUUAUGUUUUUUUUUGAUAGACCCCUAAAUCAUUUUAGCUUGCUUAAAUGCUUUAUGUGUGACGAGUGUGUCCUUUUUUCACAGCCUGUUAUGAACUAAUGUGGCCUAUAUUAGGAUUCUAAUGUAACUGCACCUCAAUGCCUAGUUUAGUAAACUAUUAUUUAAUUUAUACACGAGGAGAGAUAUUCAGGAAAGCUGCUACUUUCUAAACAGUGAUUUUUCGUCAUCACGAAAAGGCAAAAAUUAUGCAGAGUAACUACAGCCCGUAAAACCUGUUUUAACUAGCUAAACUGGAAAAAAAGGCAGUCUAGGACAUCAUGCUCCUCUUUAAACUUCCUACCGUUGCUAUAGAGACCUCAAGUAGACUAUUAUAAGCACAGUGCUUGUGCCUUGGGGCUGCACAACCUCCCUAACAGCCUAUAAAUACCAGAUAUGUCCUGCGUGGCCUACAGCAGGAAUGGCUUAACGUGGUAUUUAGACUGGCUGAGCAUUAUGAGAAAUGUAGCUACAAUCUUAAAUGUGCCUUAUUUUGCGUUUUUGAGUUUUCGCUUAUGUUUUAGGCAAGUCCUACUGGACAUGGACAAAAUAGCGUUAAAGGGUUACUGUAACUCUUAAUUUUUUUUAAGCAAAAAUUUCCUGGGUAUUACUAAAAGGUCCCCUGUUUAAAUGAUGGGGGAAAAAACAAACUUUAAAACUUACCUGUAAUCCAGCGUCUGACGUCAGCAAGGGGACUUGCAAGGUCCAAUCAUACAGAAGCCUGUGAUUAGUCCAUUUCAGAGUGCAUUUAGAAAGUAGAAAAGUGAAAUUGAAAAAGCAAUGCAGGGAGGCUGGGAAGCAGAGAGGGAUGAUAAAUGAAGGGAGAGGGGAGAAGCGAUUAUUACGUCUAUUGCUUGCAAGCUGUGCACCCUGACAACUGAUGUAAAAUAUGCACAGAAUUGACAAUAAACAGCCCAGAAGAAAGUUCUGGGCAGCCUAAGCCACAUGUGCCCCUAAUUAGCCGCCGGCGAACAAGUGCAAAUAAUUCUGAAUGUGCAGCAUGUCAAGCUGAAAAGCUGCACAUACAGACUCCAACCACCAGGACCACUUUAAAUCACUGAAGUGAUCAUGGUAGUUGGAGUAUACUUUAAGCAUUUAAUGUAAAAUACACUACCUGGGGUGUGAUUUUUUUUUUUUUUUUUUUUUUAGCCCAAUGUAUUUGUCCGUCAUGACAAUCUACUUGUCUUAACACAAAAUAACUUAAAUUAAAAAGAUUGUGGGCACUGCCAAUAGCUGUGGACAUUAGCAAUGCUAUUUGCUGAACUCUGAAUUGCCAUAAAAUAAAUCUGAAGGGAAAAAUGGACUCAAAAAUAGCUAAUGUGAAAACAUUCUCUAUCUAUGCUAUCGUCAUAACAUGGUUAUUUUUGCCUAAGUUUUGACAUUACAAUUUAAUUUUCAAAAAUUCAUAGACUUGCAAAUUACCCCGUUUUUUUUAACCACUGGUCUCCCAUAUUCUCCCUCUUUUUCAUGUUGGCUUUUUAUUAUUGUGUGUGCUGGCUGUAUGUGAUGUGUACGUGAUGUGUUUGCACUGGCUGUAUAUGAUUGUGAUACACUGAUAAAUACACACAGACACAUACACAAACACAAUGCACUCUGACACACUUAUACACUAACACACAUUGAUCCAUACACACAAACUACACAUUCUUUGACCCUCACACACAGCACAGACUACCAGCAGCAGUCUGUCUCAUGCUGUUGCUGUACAUUACGGCAUGUAAGCUACCGGGAUAUGGCGUCACACUGAAUCCCGGUUGCCAUUUUGAGGAUCAGACGCUUCUCCAGCCCCUCAAACCUCCCUGUUAGCUGCAGUCGCCCCAGUUAUGGCCUCCCAGUAUGACAGUCUGGCUCUGCACAUGAGAAACACUACCAGCCUGGCACCAAUUUCCCUAAGACAAGCCUGCCGUUUGCCCACACCAAGAAUAAAAAAUCAUCCAGAUCCAUAGGUAUGUCCCUUCUCGGUCUCUCCGCUCUGCCCGUGACCACCUCCUGUCCGUUGUCCGCACCCGUACGGCCAACUCGCGCUUGCAGGACUUCUCGCGGUCGGCUCCCUUCCUAUGGAAUAGCCUGCCUCCCGCCAUCAGACUCUCCCCUAGUCUUGCAUCUUUUAAGAAGUGCCUUAAAACCCAUCUCUUUAGGAAAGCUUAUGGCCUCCAAGACUAACCCCUACCUCACAUACCUGUCUCUUGCCCUCUCCUAAAGGGCAGCCCACCUUAUUUGAUUGCAAAUUCCUGUCCUAAUGUGUUUUACACCCCACCUCCUAUAGAAUGUAAGCUCGAUUGAGCAGGGUCCUCUUCAACCUAUUGUUCCUGUAAGUUUAUUUGUAAUUGUCCUAUUUAUAGUUAAAUCCCCUCUCAUAAUAUUGUAAAGCGCUACGGAAUCUGUUGGCGCUAUAUAAAUGGCAAAAAUAAUAAUAAUAAUCCUGCCCGGGACUCCAUGUCACGGGCAAUAAAGAUUCCACAUCCCUGCAUGAUAUAGAUAAUUACACAUUAAACAAUUGCAGGUGUUGUUAAACUGAAGAUAUCACAGGAUACUUUCUAGAAAUUUAGACUGGUGGGAGUUCUGAUCAUUUCUUGAAGGUUAUUCUAUAACAUUUGAUGUGGACUGUUGGUGCUGUCUAUUUUACCUACUUCCUUUUUGUAACAUGAGACAGACAAACUGCUAGCAGCGUAUAUGAAUUAGGAGGUGGUUAGCAUAAUGUUUACUGUAUAGGGACUGAUUACAUGGGAGAACUAGUGAAUUAUACGGUAAUACAGUAAAUAAGGUAAAGUAACGUAAAUAUAUAAACUAGGCUUUUAUGAUAAAAAAAAGAGAUGUUUUACUCUAAUAUCACUAAUGUUUUAUAAUUUUCUUUAUUUAGUUUCCCAAAGGUCAUCAGGAGAAUGGACAGACUUUCUAUCCUAUGCCCCCGAAAACAAUGGCUCCUAAUGCUUUAUCUAAAUCUCACGAGGACACAUUAUCUGAUAGGACACUAAAUUUACAAAAAAAUAUAAUAAAGUCACAAUGGAUAACAUCAUACAACCGCAGCUUCACUGGUACGCAAGAUCAGUAGAUAAUUCAGUCCUGAUAAAUAUAUAUGAAUCCAUUAAGUGAGCAGUGAGUUGAGAAUUUUUUCCAGAUCGACCGUUUUGUGUAAAAUUUUCAAACCUUUUGUCACCUCGCCACAACUCAAAGGGACAACAGACUUGAGGCAGUAGUCAAUUUACUGAACAAACAUUAUUUAGGAUGAAAUGUCCCAUAGCAGUUAAAAACAUAUCUUUUAUUGAUAUUGUCUCCACUAGUUUCUGUUAUCUUACAGCUUUCUGUUUCCUUGGAAUCUAGCAUUGCUCUUUUUUACUCUAUUUGUGAAUUUAAAUAAAGUGUAAUUUAUUUAAGUAAUAAAAUGUUUCAAUACAGAAACACAGACAAACUAUGAAAGUGAGACUCACAGGGCUGCUUGCUAAAUUCUGAGUUACUUGAAAGACAAAACUGAAGUUGAAAAAGCCUAUCUGUGACAUUUUUCAUAUCAGCUAUUUUUACUUUCAUUUUGCCAUUCAGAUUUUAAUUUUAUACAAUUCAGAGUUUAGUUAAUAACUCAGAGAGAGAGAAAGAUGGAUUCACAUAAAAAUCACCAAAGAACUUGAAUUGUAUUACACUGAAAUCUGUACUGUAAAAUGUAGGUUAAAAUAGCAGGUUGACCCCGCUCACCUCCAGUUACAGUUUGGCCAUUUUCGCCCAGACUUAAAUACAAUUCAGCUUUUAGUGAAUAUCCCUCCAAGUCUGAUAUCAGGCAAAGGUUAUACACUAAAGUGAAAUUUCAAAGUACAUUCCAAAUUUAAGGCAAACAUAGCCAAAAAGGAAGCAUAGCUGAGUUAGAGAUUUCUUUUACCAAUUCAUCUAUUUUGACCUUAAAUUUGCAAAUGUCUUUGAAUUCACCUUGAAUUCUUACGUUAGUGAAUAACCCUGUACAUUUCAAACUAUAGGUCAUGCCUGCUGAGCUGGGAAAAAAUAUUCAAGUCAGCUAUAUUGUUUGGUACUAUGACCUAUAAUCAGAAGAUCGUUUUGAAUUUAUACGUUCGAUUAUAAUCCUUCUAAAGGAAGACGUUCUUUGGAAAACCAUAGAGAUACAUAUGCUCAGACACAGAUAGAUACAAAUUCACACACACACACACACCAAUCACAAUUACAGAUGCACACAAAAAAAUAUUUGAAAAAGUUUUCUAACUAGGUUAUAAUGAUAACUUACCUAUUAUAGCCACAUUUUUGCAGUUUGGCUUCCAGUUAAACAAACUUCACUGUUUGGUGAAUAAAACCCCAUGUAUACACCAAGUCCACAAAUUCUAUGGUGUAAAUAUGUAAUGUCUGAUGAUUUAUAACUGUCACUUUUUCAGGUCAAGGUGAAAUGAGCCCUUUGCAACUGGAUGACUUUCAUCAGAAGCGUUAUGACCAAAUCAUAGGGCAGAAAGAUGAAAACACAGAGCUGGUAAGAUAUGCUUAACUGGACAAUAACCUCCUUUUUCAGAAAGACUUGAAUCACUGCCAAGAAGUUUUUAUUUGGAAAUGUUUUGUUUUUUGUUUUGUUUUUUUUCUAUAAAAAUUAUUCUGAAGAAAAAAAACCCAAAAAACGCUGUGCUCAUACCACAGACAGCGGCGGGGUAAUAGACGUUGUCUGGGGUCCCCCUUAUGCCUGCUACAAAUAUCCCCCCUGACCACGUAGGCCACUUUUAAACCUGGAUCGUUAUCCCCCCGCCACCCACUGAGACUCGCACCUGCGGUGUUACAUCCCCAGUGCAGUGGGGACUGUGCAUCCGCAGGUUAGCCUCACGAUAGUGCUGACAUGCUCAUUGAGAUGUAUAUACUUUCGUUUUGUUCAUUGUUUUCCCCCCCAGUUAUAUGUUAUGUUCAACCCCUGCCCACCCACCCCUCUGGAGAUGCUGACCACCUCAGAUUAUGCGUGUAGCAGGGACAGCCACCACAGAGGAGAGGAAAUCGAGAAAGAUGCUGCCCUGUGAUGAUAGCGAACCUAUACACCCCCAACACCAACCAAUAUGCCUUCAUUAGGAAAUCCCUGAAAAAGCUGGACAGACUAUGACAGGGCCAGACAUACGUAUGCGGAGACUUUAAUUGUGUCCUAGACCCUGACCUCGACAGAUCGGACAACCCGGGCUCCCACUCUUGCUCCGCCGUUCUUGGCGAGAAACUCUCUGCACUCCUACACUCCCAUGGCCUACAUGACACAUGGCGUUCACUAUACCCAGCAACUAGGGACUACACUUUCUACUCAAUGGUCCACGACAAAUACUCACGUAUAGACAUGUGCCUAGUAGACAUGAAAACCCUGGACACAUUGGCCAAGGUCACUAUCGACUCUAUUACAUGGUCGGACCACGCCCCCCUGAUGUCCUCCUUCAUCACACUGCACCCAGUCAGGGGACGAGGACAAUGGCGCCUCAACGGGUCGCUCAUAGAUCAGGCUGAACAAACUGUACAGCUACAGGGUUAAAACUAGGGGGACCUGGCACCCAGACCACUUUGUUGAGUUGAAGUGGUCUGGGUGCCUAUAAUGGUCCUUUAAUUCUACUUUCGUUAUCCCCCCGCCACCCACUGAGACUCGCACCUGCGGUGUUACAUCCCCAGUGCAGUGGGGACUGUGCAUCCGCAGGUUAGCCUCACCAUAAUGCUGACAUGCUCAUUGAGAUGUAUAUACUUUCGUUUUGUUCAUUGUUUUCCCCCCCAGUUAUAUGUUAUGUUCAACCCCUGCCCACCCACCCCUCUGGAGAUGCUGACCACCUCAUAUUAUGUGCGUAGAGGGGACAGCCACCACAGAGGAGAGGAAAUCGAGAAAGAUGCUGCCGUCCGAGCAGCACUCAGGGCCCCCCUGGCCUUAUCAGAUGACCCCCCCUCACCAAUUUAAUGUCCUCUCCUUAAACGCCCGUGGCUUGAACACACCACAGAAGCGCAGGCUCGCCUUCUCCCAGCUCCACCCGAUACAUGCCUCAGUAGCCUGUAUACAGGAGACCCACUUCUCUGUCACAAACCCCCCAAAAUUCUUCUCGGCCAGAUACCCCGCCUCCUACCAUGCGCUGGCGCCCAACAAAACAAGAGGAGUCAGUAUCCUAUUCCACUCAGAUUGGGAUUUUAAUUGCUCAACAGAGUAUAAAUGUGUUGAGGGUAGACUGCUGAUUCUAGUUGGCAACCUCAAUGGGGUCCCUGUGAUGAUAGCGAACCUAUAUGCCCCCAACAACAACCAAUAUGCCUUCAUUAGGAAAUCCCUGAAAAAGCUGGACAGACUACGACAGGGCCAGACAUACGUAUGCGGAGACUUUAAUUGUGUCCUAGACCCUGACCUCGACAGAUCGGACAACCCGGGCUCCCACUCUUGCUCCACCGCUCUUGGCGAGAAACUCUCUGCACUCCUACACUCCCAUGGCCUACAUGACACAUGGCGUUCACUAUACCCAGCAACUAGGGACUACACUUUCUACUCAAUGGUCCACGACAAAUACUCACGUAUAGACAUGUGCCUAGUAGACAUGAAAACCCUGGACACAUUGGCCAAGGUCACUAUCGACUCUAUUACAUGGUCGGACCACGCCCCCCUGAUGUCCUCCUUCAUCACACUGCACCCAGUCAGGGGACGAGGACAAUGGCGCCUCAACGAGUCGCUCAUAGAUCAGGCUGAACAAACUGUACAGCUACAGGGUUAAAACUAGGGGGACCUGGCACCCAGACCACUUCAUUGAGCUGAAGUGGUCUGGGUGCCUAUAAUGGUCCUUUAAUUCUACUUUCAAGAAUCUAACCUCUGUACUUCACAGUAUAUAACUUAUUACAAACUGACCUCUUAAUAUAAAGUCAGAAAUUCUGUUGAAAUCAUUUGUACAAAACACGUAAAGGGCGCAUUGUAUAAGCUGAUUGUCAGUCAGGAGUCCCAGCAUGAAGAUGUAGGUCAUUGCAUUAGUGAAGCUGGGAUUUUAAUGAUAUUUUGUUUCCUUACUGGUUCAAAAAAGAUUAAAGCUGAAUAAAUCAUUGUAAAUCAAAUAUAACUUGCCGACCCUUUUUUCAUAUAAUACUUCCUUUUAUAUUAUACGAAUUAUAUUAAAUUCCAUUCAAUCCAGGUACAAUUUUGUAGUGGCACUGCCGAAAAAUAAAGGGAACACUGCGCACUGGAGAGCACCAGCGAGUACCCAGAAAUGUAGUAAAUAUUUAUAUUUACCUUACCUCUCGUUACUAGUGUGAGCAAAGCCACUGAAAUAACAGUCCUGAGAGUAAUAGUGCACUUUCAGGAUGCUUCACUGAGGCACCAGCGCCUCUGUGGACAACCCCCACGGCGAUCAGCCCCUGGCCAAGGGAAAUAUUAAUUAUGAAAAAACAUAAAAACAUUGGAGGUUAUGCAUCAAAUGUAAUGUGUUCUGAAAAGUUGUGCAAAGAAGUAAAAGUAGAGGAGUCACCAAUGGAAUGUGACUGCUGGUUCUACUGGUUUCCAUAGUGAUUGCCCUACUUUUAGUGCUUUAGACAUUUUUGAGAGCAUUACUCUUACACAAGCAUCAUCAGACACCCACAGUACCACACACACUGGGUAACCCGCUAACAAACACCCUCAACCCCCAAACUUAAAAUCACACACAACAUACAGCAUUGCCAUGUACGCAGCGGCGUACAUACCGCGUUCGCAGCUACGACCGGGCCCAUUACUCCAGGGGGCCCGGCCACCCUGCGGAUCCCUGCAACCGGGUACCCACCAUCACCAUUUGCAGCCCCGGCCUGCGUGGCAAACCCCUGGGGCCGCCGUCCAAGGGUUACAUCACAAGCUGGGAGGAAGUGACUCCCUGGUCACUCCUCCCAGCUAACACACAGACCACGUGGGAGGAAGGAGGAGGGAGUCAGAGUGGGAACUCUGACUCCCAUCAACCUGAGCCACCACUGGGCCCCAGGGAAUGUCACCCUCCUGCACCUAAAAGGUAGGAAACAGGAGGAUGACUAAAAUAUUUUGUGUGUGUGUCUGUCUGUAUGUAUGUCUUGUAUGUGUCUUUGUAUGUAUGUGUUUUUGUAUGUGUGUGUCUUUGUGUGUGUCUUUGUAUGUAUAUAUAUAUACAUAUACACACACAGUUGUAAUCAAUAUUAUUGAGCUGUUUGCAAUUCACAAAGCAUUGAAAAGUAUUCGAAAUAGCUCAACACAACAAAUACUUCAAGUGGUUUCCCCAAAUUCAACUGAAAAUGCAACUUGUAAUGACUUCUCCAGUCUCAAAAUUAUUCACCCCUAAGUAGAAUCCCUCACAACAGCACAAAUAUGCAAAAUAGGUGUUGUGUAUGGCACACCUGGUGCAACUAAUCAAGUGCUUCAUUAGUCUUUGCUCAUCUUGAGCUGGAACACUUGAAAUACCCAAAUGGCUAAGGAUUUGUUGAGUGUCAUGUUUGACUUCAUGUUAGCAAUAUAGCUUAGUCAAAAGAAUGGACAACAAAUUUAAGAGAAGAGAUCAUCGCCCUUCACAAACAAGGAAUAGAAUACAAAAAGAUAGUGAAGGCAUUGAAUGUUCCUAGAGACAUCAUUGAAAGCAUAGUUUGCAAGUUCAAAGUUGAAGGAACAGUGGUCUCACUACCUGGAUGGGGCAAAAAAAAGGAAGCUAUCAAUGGCUGCAACCAGAUUUCUGAGAAUUUUCGGAGAAGUUUUUCAUGCCAGAACUCAAAGACACACACCACUACUGACCCAAAAAUACAAGAAAAGUUAACUCCAGUAUGCUCAAAAUCAUAUAAAUAGGCCACAUAAGUUUUGGGAUUCUUUGGGAUGCUUUUGUUUCAGCUGUGGAGCACUGAAACAAAACUGGAACUUUUUAUCCCUAUUAAUCUAUGGUAUGUCUGGAGGAAGUAGAAUGAAGCAUAUGCUGAAAGGAACACUCUGCUUCAGUUAAGCAUGGUGGUGGCUCGGUGAUGCUCUGGGACUGCUUUGUAUCCUCUGGCAUUGGAAACCUGCAGCAUGUGGAAGGCAAGAUGGAUUCAUUGAAUUAUCAGGAAAUCCUAAGAGAAAACAUUAUGCCAUCUGUGAGGAAGCUGAAGCUUGGGCGUCAUUGGACCUUCCAUAAGGCGGCACAGGCAGCCGCUUUAGGGUGCACCGACCUGGGGGGGCUUGAUUACAGUGACCAGCAUGAAGGAAGUGCACAGCGCUACCUCCUGCCAAUCACUUAGUGUAGCGUGGCCAGGCGCAACAGACCACGGUACAGGAGCUUCCGUUUCCUGUACCCGGCCAGACUGACAGGAUGUGCUUACUGGGAAAGCACUUCCUAUCAGUCCAUCAAGGUACAGGAAUCAGAAGCUCCUGUACCGCGGUCCGCUCCACUCCACUCGACCACGCUACAAGAAAGGUAAUGAGGCAUGCAAGGGAGGGUGGGGAGUGGACCACUAAGGGAGGGGAGAGGUACACUAAGGGAGGGUGGGGUCACUAAGGGGGGACCACUAAAAGGGACACUAAGGGUAGGGACCACUAAAAGGAAGACUAAGGGGCCCAGGGGGGCCACUUAGGGAGGUGUGGGGAGAAACACUAAGGACAGGGGAGGGAAAAUGAACACUAAGGAGUGAGGGAGACCACUAAAAGGGAGGGAAGGGAGGGGAGAGGAACACUAAGGGACAGGGAAGAGAGAGGGAGCAUACCACUAAGGGGGAGGAACACUAAGGAGGGUGGGGACACUAAAAGGAACACCGGGGGGGGGGUAUUAAAAGGAACACUAAGGGAGGGACCACUAAAAUGAUCACUAAGGGUGGGGAUCACUAAAAGGAACACUAAGGGGGCUGGGGGGGGCACUAAGAGACAGGGAAGGGAGGGGAGAGGACCACUAAGAGAGGUGGGGGGAGAAACACUAAGGACAGGGGAGGGAAAAUGAACACUAAGGAGUAAGGGAGACCACUAAAAGAGAGGGAAGGGAGGGGAGAGGAGAGGAACAUUAAGGGACAGGGAAGAGAGGGGAGGGGACCAUUAAGGAGCAGGAAGAGUAGAGCACCAGUAAUGGACAUGGAGGGCAGGGGCGCCUUGGUGGGGAGAAAGACUUACAGAGGUUCUUGAGGUGGUAGAAAGACACACAGAUGGGGCUGGGGUGUAAGAAACACACAGAAGGGUCUGGGGAUGGAAAAACAACUGUGAAGGGGGUGAAAGAGAUACAAAGGGGCUAGAGAAGAGGAAAAAGAGACAAAGAGGAGCUAAGGGGAGACAGACAGAUUGGGGGUGAAAGAGAAACACCCAAAAGAGCUGGGAAGAGUAAAAGACACAAAGGUCAGGGACGUAUUAGCUGCGAGGCAAACAAGGCAUUUGCCUUGGGCGGCAUUUUUCAGGGGGCAGCAAAAAACGCCGCCCCCAAAUGCCCAGGGCAAAUGCCUAGUUAUCCUCGCGGCUAACAGACGUGCCGGGCUGGGCGGCGCUGGCAGGCAGCUGGCGAGGGAGCUCUUCCUCUGAGCACUCUGCUCAGCUCCCUCACGCACCGCAGAGUAAGGAUGACGUCAUAUUCCGGCUCCCAGCCUCACUCUGUGGAGCGCGAGGGAGCUGAGCAGUCAGCUCAGAGGAAGUGCUCCCUCGCCAGCCGCCCGCACAGCAGCCAGCGCCGCCCAGCCCGACCGGCAGCCACUGGACCACCAGGGAGAGAGAGACCCCCCCCAGCACUCCCAAAGGUAAGGAGGCUGGGGUGGGGGGAUUUAAAAAAAAAAGUUAAUGUGAGUGAUUGUGUGUGUGUCUGACUGUGUGUGUGUGUGUGUGUGUGUGUUGUGUGUGUGUUUGUGUCUGACUGUGUGUGUGUGUUUGUGUCUGACUGCGUGUGUGUGUGUGUGUGUCUGACUGUGUGUGUUUGUGUCUGACUGUGUGAGUGUGUUUGUGUUUGUGUUUGUGAGUGUGUGUGUGUUUGUGUCUGACUGUGUUUGUUUCUGUGUAUGUGUCUGACUGUGUGUGUGUUUGUGUCUGACUGUGUGUGUUUUUGUGUCUGACUGUGUUUGUGUCUGACUGUGUGUGUGUGUGUGUGUGUUUGUGUCUGACUGUGUGUGUUUGUGUCUGACUGUGUGUGUGUGUGUGUUUGUGUCUGUGUGUGUGUUUGUGUCUGACUGUGUGUCUGACUGUGUGUGUGUUUGUGUCUGACUGUGUGUGUGUUUGUGUCUGACUGUGUGUGUGUUUGUGUCUGACUGUGUGUGUGUGUGUUUGUGUCUGACUGUGUGUUUGUGUGUGUGUGUGUGUGUUUGUGUCUGACUGUGUGUGUGUGUGUCUGACUGCGUGUUUGUGUGUCUGACUAUGUGUGUGUGUAUUUAGAAGGUGGGGCGGGGGGGAAGGGUUGGGUGGGUGUGGCGCGGGGGAGGGGGGCGUCUGAGUUUUGUCCUGCCUAGGGCAGCACAAAACCAGGAUACACCACUGAUAAAGGGGGGUUGUAAGAAAUACACAAGGGAGGUGUAAGACACACAAACUUACCCAAAAAUCCUUGCACUGGCCCCAGGGCAAUUAAUAGCACAAUCCAGUUCGAUCUUGGCACAGGCAGGGCACAUAAAGCAGAAACAUUGUUUCAAUUUCUCUUCCUCAAUUUACUAUGUUCAGUGACAGAAAAAGGCAAAGUUUAUAACAACAAUUGAUAGGGAAUGAAGACGUAGACACUUAAUAUAGCAGUGUGGAUUUCUGCAUGUAACUUUAUUAUACACACCUCACGAUCACAUAUCUGUUAAAUAUAGUGGAUAAGUUAGCAUGAUACUAAAAUCCUAGGAAAAAUAGCUGAACUGGAUACACUUUUUAAGUCAGAGAUCCUUCCAGUUCAGCUACUUUGGCCUUAAAGGGACAUUAUAGUCACCAAAACAACUUUAGCUUAAGGAAGCAGUUUUAGUGUAUAGAUCCUGAUCCUGCAGUCUCACUGCUCAAAUCUCUGCAAUUUAGGAGUUAAAUCCCUUUUGUUUCUGUCCAUGCAGCUCUAGUCACAGCUCCCUGGUUGUGACUCACACACCAUGCAUGAAAAAAAUUCUUAUUUCCUGCUCUCUAAAGUGAACUUUAAUCAUACACAGAAUGCUUCUGUGGCGUCUAGCAAGCUAUCAACAGUGCAUGGGAUAAUACAUUUUAAACUAAAAAGAAUUUGCAAUGAAGGAAGUAUAAACAUUAGCUGACUAUUUACAGGAAGUGUUUAGGAAUGCUUUGCAAGUCACAUGCAGGGAGGUGUGACUAGGGAGCACAAACAAAAUUAUUUUACUCCUAAAUGGCAGAGAAUUGAGCAGUGACACUGCAGGGAAUUGAUCUAUACACCAAAACUGCUUCAAUAAGCUAAAGUUGUUUUGGUGACUAUAGUGUCUCUUUAAAUUUGAAAUUCACUUUGAAUUCACUUUGAAGUCUCGCUUUAAUAAAUAAACCUGUAAGAAAACAUAUUUAGUACGGUUCAGUACAAAUCAGUCAUAAUUUAAACCUCAGAAUAUUUAUUACCAUCUAAUUCUCAUAUUAGCAUCAAAGUGCCAUUUCAAGUUUGAAAUUCAAUUCUUUAACUUUGCUUUUUACAGAAACAGACAUUUACAUCUGCCAUUUUACAAGGAGGACCACAGGAGGGUCAAAAUGAUUAUUUACAAGAUGGAUGUCAGAAACCUGGAAUGAGAGCGGAGCUACAGAAAGCAUAUCCAGAAGUUCAGCCUUCACAAAGCAGUGAAGCUCAUUGUGUUGAAGAAAGUGAUACCUAUCAGCCCACUCAUUCUACAAGGCUUCCUGAGUUUGGCAAUGAUUCUUUGGCAUUCUAUUGUGACUCGAGUAAAUACCCUAGAGAGCAGGAAGCCGUAUGCUAUACGCCCUUAAAGAUUCCACCAGAUUUUCGUAAAAUAACUGAUACAGAACUAUUCGAUGCUUUGUACAGAAGGCAGCUUACUCCAACGUCUACAACAGUUGAAGAAAACCAGAAGCCUCCAAAAUCAUUAUGUUAUGAAGAAAUACAACCAAGUAAACUAGCUAACUUUAUGAUUUCGAAAAAGCCAUUUAGUCUUUCUAAACCACUGAUAAAGAACAAACCUGAGUGUGACGUGCAGGUAACUAAAACCUUAAAAGCUGAAGAAAAUAAACAUAUUGCAAGAAUGCCACCCACCAGAGUAAUUUCUGGCAAAGAAAUAAAAAGGCCUCGAACAGCCUCUCUGGAACUUCAAGACUCAUAUAUUAAGUCAGAGGUGUGCAAGAAGUUUCAUCAGAAUUUUCCAGAGAAAACAAAGGAUCUAAGAAAAAAUCACUACUCUGGGAAAAAGCAUACAUUCUAUGGUUUCAAUUCUUUUUAUUUCCAUAAUUAACACUGCUGAUGUGUAAAAACAGACAUAUAAAAAACAUUCUAG
Pelobates cultripes (western spadefoot toad) is the source of this 51989-nucleotide messenger RNA. The record is from the annotation of a GenBank genome assembly. NCBI's taxonomy places the organism in Eukaryota, Metazoa, Chordata, Amphibia, Anura, Pelobatidae.